This is a messenger RNA of Cinara cedri, 57389 nucleotides long. Lineage: Eukaryota; Metazoa; Arthropoda; Insecta; Hemiptera; Aphididae. The record is from the annotation of a GenBank genome assembly.
UAGCACGAUUAUUUAAACUAAUGUUUUGAAUUAAUUGUUUAAUAUUUUUGAGUAGGUAUUUAUUCAUAUUUUCUAAAAAUUGUGCCGAACUCCAGUGUAAUUCGUGUCGUUAAUAAAAUUAGUUGUUUUUUUUUUUUUUAUAAGACACUACCUACCCAUUUAAUUUAAUUUCUAAAAAUUGUAUUUUUGGUUUGAUAAAUCUUAAGGUAAAUUGAAUAUUAUCAUCAUUAAUAAUGUUUACUUUUGAACGUGAUUCGGACAUUUUCGUGCGGUCGCAAUCCACAUUGACAGUACGUGAAUCUGUAGUGCGACCAUUAUCAACAUUAACGAUCGGCGGCGUUAAAAUUGACAUGCCAGUUAAACCUUAUCCUUCUCAAAUCGCCAUGAUGGAUAAGGUACUUAGAUGUUUUUAACUUUUAUUAAGAAUCGGUACCUAAAUCAAUUUUUUUUUGUAAUAAUUAUUGUUUUUAUUUUAGGUUAUUCGUGGCUGCCAAAGAAGACAAAAUUGCCUUUUAGAAAGUCCCACGGGAUCUGGAAAGACAUUGGCGUUACUGUGUUCUGCGUUGUCAUGGCAGAGAGUAGAAAAAGGUUAGUGCAACUACUGCAAUUUUGUUUUCUGAAUAAUAUUAUAAUUGUGCAUACUUCACAGUAGGUACAGUAACGUAUUUAAAACACUUGUGUAGAACACAAUGCAUUAUGUUGUGAUUUUAUGAUAGACAUGAUGAACAAAUAUUAUUAAUUUCAUUAAAUAAUAAUAAUUAUACCUAGUAUAUUGUAUUCUUCAUUGAUACUUAAAUACAUUAGUUACUUGUUGCAUAGUAUAGUUGUGGGUUUGAAAUUAUUUCGUUACUAUUCAUAAAACUUAAGCCCGGACGUUAUUAAGUGUAUUCAACUAUAUACUGGUUGAUAUAUUGUACAAAAUGUAUACUAAAAAAAUGUUGUUUAAAAGUUAUUAACCAAUAUUAUUAUACUAUUGUACUGUCAUUCAACUUGAUUGAAAAUGGCUCUAAUAAGAAUGGAUACUAAUAUACAUUUUUUAAUGUAAAGGACAAAGACACUAGUGAAUGCCACCUUACUAAUGAAUCCCACUGGUAUAUUAUAAUAUAAACAAUAAUUUAAAAUAAUCAUAUAUUUUGAGCUUUGUUAUUACUAGACCUAACCAUUUAAGCAAUAAUAACACACAUCAAACAUAAAACUACUUAAAAUUUGCUUGCUAUAUGCAAACUAUUUGUUGUAUAUAUUAGUAUAUUUUUUCUAAUAAAUAUAAAUUGAUUGAUGUGAACAAUUUAAAAUUUUUAAUUUAACUUCAAUUUGUAAGUAUUUGCAGUUUUAAUUUGAAUUUGUAGAUAUAAAAAAGUAAUCAUUUAUAUGAGAUCAGAUAUACAACUGUAGCUUUAUUUUAGAAUGUUUUAUUUUGCUUAAAUUGCCGACAUACACUGGUAUCAUUAUAUAAACUUACUAAUACAGUUAUUUUAGAAGGUAUGAAAAGUGUUUAUAUUUUUACUUUCUUCAUUUAGAAAAUAUAUGUUUCAAUAUUGUCUUUGGUAUUUAAAUUUCUAAAUUUAUUUAAAUAGGUACACAUUUAUUCACAUUUGUUAAACAAUAAUGGUUAUUAUUCUGCAAUAAAAAACACUGCAUUCUUAUUUAUAAUUUUUAAUUAAUACUAAGUGUUCUUCUCUUAGACACAUAAAAAUCUAAAUUUUAAAAUAUGGUUGCUUUUCUUGUGUGCUGUUGCUUUGUUAUUUGAUUUUCAAAGUUCAAAUUUUAUCAGUUUAAUUUUUAUGUUAGCAAUUUUUUUGAAUUUAGGGCGACAGAUCAAUUUUAAAAGAUAAAUACACAAAUAAUAUAACAUAUAUAAAUAAAACAUAAUAUUGAAUUAGUCAAAAAGUCAGAUAAUUAAAGUCGAUAAAUAAAUAAUAAAAUUAAAAACUAUUAACUAAAUAAUAAUGUUUCUGUAAAAUAGAAUCAGAAUACUACCAUAGUACCUUUACCUGUAGUCAGAGGUGACAAAUAUGGUCGCAACCGAGGAACACAACUGAUGUAAUAUUCGGUCAAACAAUAUGAGGAGUUCUGAAUAAGACUUUAGCUUACUGUCCUAUCCAAGGAUGGAAUAAAGUGUAGAGUAAUGUUUUGUGUUUCACAUGACAAGGGAACUCCAAUGAGACUUGAGUUAACAUAUACAGAAGUGUGAUGAGACCAACUAUAUUGUAUGAUUCGAAGUGUUGGGUGGUAGACAGAAAAAUAGAAUAUAGAAUAAGUGUAUCAGAGAUGACAAUGCUUAGAUGAACAAGUAGAGUGAAAAGAGAAAAAAUAAUAAUGGAUGAGAAUAUAAAAGAUAGUUCAGGCGUAGCUUCAGUAGUAGACAAAAUGAGAAAAUAGAACUAGAUGGUUUAAGUAUGUCAUGGGGAGAGAGGAAUUUGAAACAUUGGGCAUUAUAUUGAUAAUAAAUACAGUAGGUAAUAAGUGAAGAGGAAGAUUGAAAAAUAGAUGGUUGAAUACAAUUGACAAUGAUAAUAUACUGACAGCGAUGUAUGCAAGGUGGGAUAUCUGGCCAAUUAGAAAUUUAGAAUGAGAGUGGCCAACCUAAAAUAUUUGGGUUAAAGGGGAAGGAGAAGAAGGUAAACUAAAUAAUAAUAAUAUGGUAGCAAAGUAUAUAUGGUAUUUUUAUAUUGCAUGACUCCAUUACUCUGUUAUUUCUAUAUGCCUUGUUAUUUGUAGAUUUUAAGUCUCUUAUCUCGGAUUUGGUUGAGCAGAUGUUCAAAUUAGAAAGUGUGUCAAUGUGUACCUCUUCACAAUUACAAUUUGUAUAUUCUUUCACAUCCAUUUUAUUGUUAUCUCCCGGAGGUAAUUUAUACUGAUUUUUUGCUUGCUAUAUUCCUCCCAUAAUUUUGCCUUUUAUCUAAAAUCUGAUUCAUCUGUUCAAUUUUAUUAGUUAUUUGACAUAUGUAAGUAUAGUGGCACUAUUUCUGGUAGAAGAUAAAAUUUCGCCACUGGCAUUGGCUUUAAACAGCGGUUGGAUUAGAUUUUAGUAUCAAAUUUUUGUAGUAUGUUGCCAUGAUUUUAAGCGAAGACAUUAGUUUAUCUUUUACUUCUUUUAAAUUUUUAUCCGGAAUCACUAUUACUGUAUUGUCAUCAUAAAUUAAAUGUCUGAUAUCUGGCAUGAUUUGUUGGUCAUUUAUAUACAUAUUAAAAAGGAUUGGGGGACCAAAAAACUUUUGUGGCAGUUAGUUAUUUUGCGAUCUACAUUCCCAUUUCUAGUUUCCCAUAAAAUCUUCUAUGCUAUAGUAGCAUAGAACAUUUCAGUGAAUGUAUACAAGUAUUCUGUUAACUGUGGAGAAAGGCCCAAGAUAUAUUCUUUUGUGCAGCCCUUUGGGAUAUAUUUUCUUGACGUUCUUUUAGUUAUGUUUAGCAAAAAAGUUAUGUUUUUAUGUAAAGUGUCAUAAUUUCCCAUAAUUGGGAAGGGGCUUGCAAUCUCAGAGUCUUGUUCUUUUCUAAAAUCAUUUCAUCUGGCUUAUUUAAAGUUAAACUUAUUUUUCAUUGGCACUAUAGUGGGCUGAAUAGUAGCAUUUAUUGAACAUAAAAUUGGACGAUGUUGGUUUUAAUACUGAUUUGACAUAUUGCUGUCUUAUAUUUUUACUGACAAGAUUUAGGUCUGAAUUUUAUCUGCCUUUUCAUCUUGCGUAGUUAAAAUAUGAUGGCAACUUGGAGUUGUUUGAUAGUUUCCAUCAUCAUUUGUAUUUUCAUAUUUUCAUUCUGUGUAAUGGCUGUUGAAGUCGAGAUUUAUUAUUUUUAAUGUUGAACUAUUAAAGCCAUUAGUACUACAGAAAAAAAAUGGGACACAUGGUAGUUUGUUUAUUAAUGUGAUUGUAAAAUUUGUUAUCUCUUUCAUUUGGAUUUAUAUGUCAUCAGCAUAUUUUGUUACAUCUAACGACUUAAUAUAGAGCUUAGUAAAUUUAUUAUUUACAUAACUAUCAUGUAGCAUUUCAGUCUUCAAUUUCAUUCCAUGAAGUUUUGGACAAUUUCAAUUUUUACCUCUAUAUGUUUCCUGAUAUAUAUAAUAUUACAUAGGUAGUGUUUUAUUUUUCAUAUGUUUGUUAGAUGUACUUCUUUGUCAUUAGUCAAAUUUUUGAUAUUUAUUGAGGUUAUCAAUAAUGGCUAGCCCUAAUAAAGGACCUAUUUGUUACCUUUGAAAAACGUUUGAUCAUGUUUGGUUUGUAAGACCAUGUGCCCUGAGGUAGAAAGAUUAGUCAUUUAAUGAUGUUAUCAAAUCUAUAAUCAAAUUUAUGUUAGGUAAAUUGUUGCAUCGUUGGAGUGUACCACACAGAGAUUCUUUCCAUACACUCCAUCUAAACGAUAUUAAGAAUUUUAUGAUUUAUCAUAAAUUUCCCAUAGGUAAAUAUUAAAAUAAUGAAUAGGAAUGGCCUAUUAUCAAGUAUAGCACGUUUUCUGAAAGGAAAUGUUCCUUGGGUGGUACUUUAGAGAGCUCAUUUUUUGAAAUUCUCAUUAAUAUUCGAGAUAAUGAGGAAAACCUGGUUCUUAAAGUUAAAAAAGAUUGAAAGAUUAAAAAUAAGGCUAUUAUUGGCUACCGUUUUUUAUUAUUCAUUUAUUUUUAUUGUUGAGUUUUUAUUAUUUUAAAUCUUUUUUAAACAAUCAUUGUUGUCAUAGAAACUCAUAUUGUUGUAAUUAUUUAACCAUAAUAUGAUAUUUAUAUAUAAUUGUAGACAAAGCAACACUAUCAACUGAACUUCGCUUAGAAUCGUUUUUCGUUAACUAUGGUUUAUCAUUGCUUACAGAUAUACAUUGAAUUCCCGUCUAAAUCCUAUCUUCCCAACUUCCUACCUACAAUAGCUGCUGCACCCACGUGCGUAGUAUGUCCGUCCUUUUUAAAAAAAAAUAUAUUGUUUUUCCCUCAUAUAUAUGACAAUAUAACAAUAAUAACUACUUGAACAUUCUUACAAAAAAACAAUAUUAUGAUCGUAUAACAUAAUAUUAUUAUGUGUUUCUGGGCCAACUGAGGAAUGUAUUAUUAUUACUAUGAUGUAUUUAUUUCCGGUCUAAAAAUGUUUUUGGUGAGAAAUAUUACUCCAAUCAGACACUUCAGGGGAAGUUCCUGGUAGUGAAUUUGGUUUAAUAAGUGCAUUGAGAAAAUAAUUUUUUGAUUUUCCUAGUUCUCUUCUUAAUAAUAACGAAAACCGGAAAUAUUUAUUAAACAAUGGCUUUUGUUAAAAUUAAUUUUGACAUUUUGUUGCAAUUUAGUGUAAAAAUAUUGUAGACACUGUAAAGACUUAAAUUUCCACUGAAUACUUAGAUUUAUUUAUUUUUUUUUGUUUAUACGUAUAUUUUGAAUAAUCGUUUUUUUGGAGUUAUUCAAAGUAAUUAAUUUUUUUAAAUUGUUUAGGUUUUUUUUUAUGUUUGGAUCAUAUUUGUUUAAUGCUCGAAAAACAAAUAAGUUUCCUGAUAAGUUGUUCUUACUGUAAAAUAAAAAUAUAAAUCUGUGGAAAUGAUUAAAAAUAAAAAUAAAUAAAUAGUAAAUUAUUUUGUAUAAGUGUUUAACCAAACUCCAUCAAUUUCUUUUCGUUUUUAAUGAUUUGUUGCUGGAUAUCUAUAUAGUUAAUCAAAACAAUUACCUUAUAUUUUCUACGUUCCCACCUACACCAGUGGUUUAACCAUGGUGCGAAGUAUGUUCAGUUUGUGUUUCUCAUAGAACGCGAUUUGAAGGAAAUUGUUAUCAAUAAUAAAACUACUAUCAAUUUUGGUAGGCAACUCAAUAUACACGUUUGGUUUUAAACUGAUUGUUGAAUUACCAGGAGUAAAGUGAUACUAAUUACUAAACAAUAAUUACUUAGCAAUAGUCAAUACUAAUGUUCGUAUAGUUAAUCGUUUAAAUUAUGUUUACAGAGUGAUCUAUUAAUCUUGAGCACCGAUUUUCUUGAAGGAUAUUAGGUAAAUUUGAUUUCUGUUCUUUUUUUUCAAGUAUUAUGGAAUCCAUUUUAAAUGUUUACCAUUCACCUUAAAUGAGUAUACACUUUGGAUUUUCAAACAGAAAAUGCCUUUUUAAACGGUAAUUAUCAUAGAAAAUAUUAUUUGUCUAAAACAAUUUAAUAUACAUUUAACAUUCCAAUAUCGAGUUUACCGUUUCUGAAUUAUAACAGUUUAAAGUUAGACCGGAGAAAUAGGGGACAGUUUAUCAUCUAAUAAAAAUGAAUAUGCCUUCCUCCUCUAGUAAGUAGGUACUUAAUAAGUAUUAAUUAUUUUUAAUUGCUUAUAUUUUAGUUCUAUAAUCAAUCGCCUAUUGAAUCAAAAUUGAAUUUUCUCGAAAUCUUCUUAUUCACGAUUUACUGAUAAAACACAAGAUAAAAAUAAAUACGAUCGCUCUGUAUAAUGUGUAUAGUACACUCCGAAACUGCUUUUUUCCUUACAUACUUUUGAUAUUUUGUUUAUGUUUAAUCCUCCCAAAUUAUAUAAAAUGUUUACUUAUUAUAGAAGUUGACAUAUUUACGAAUACAAAUACAUAAAAGUUCCUAUACAUUCACCAUUAUUAAAUGUACAAAGAAUUAUAUUAUAUUUUUUUUCUUUUUACUAAAAGUGAAGAAAAUUAUUCUACGGUUUUAGUAGAGACAUUUACGUUUUUUCUCAUAAUUAUUUAUAAUAACCUACUUUUUAAAUCGUCUAUGUACAUAAACACAAAAGAUGUUUCAUUAUUUUUUCUUCGAGUAUGAACCCUGGGGGAUAUCUCCUCAGCAUUUUAUUCUGAAUAGUAUACUAUUUUAUUAUUAUUAGUCUGUCAUCUUAUAUUAAUUAUUGAAAAAACGGCGAAUAGUGAAUAUUCGAUAUAAAUGGAUUGAAAAUGUACAAAUCUACAAAUGAAUGGUAAAUAUUUUUAAAAUAAAAACCAAGUUCUCAAGAGGUAUAAGAGAAACGUACCAUCUUAUGUGUAAAAAGCCUGAUCCCAGUUGUCUGUCGCUUCUUCUCUUAUGUUGAAAAAGUACAUUUUGAUUUUUAGGAGUUCAAAAAACAAAAUUUAAAGAGGACCAUAUUCUCACUUAGUUUUUUUUUUAAAAAAAAUUAUACCGAAAAGUUAUAGCCAUGUUGGUUUUUGCAUUUGUUGGUUUUUGUUUAUGUUUUUAAGUGUAACACCUUUUCUAAAAAGAAAUCAGUGUGGGGAGGUACUUUAAGGAGGUCAUUUUUCGAUUUUUUAAGAAUUUUCUCAUCAAAUUAAAAAAAUAAAAAACUGAGGAAAAACUGGAAAUUGUACGAAAUAUAUUUGUAUAAUAUAACGAUUUUUUUUUUCUGUGGACAAUUUCUCUACCAGCAAUUUUACUGCAACUGUUUCUAAAAGAAAAUUUUACUAGGAAGGUACUUUAGACAAGUCAUUUUUCGAUUUUUCUAAGAGUUUUCUCUAAUUGACGAAGUACCACUAUCAACUGAACUCCGCUUAGAAUCGCUUUUCAUAAUCAAUGGUUUAUCGUUGUUUACAGGUAUACAUUAAAUCAUCUUUUACGAUGGCUGUACUCUUCCCCAUUAUCCUAGGACGUUUUUUUUAUUUCGUUAUUUUUUAUUAAAUUCUAAUUUCAAUUUAAACGCUACAAUUUAUGUUUUAAGUAACGUAAUUUUGUUAUGUCUUUAAUAUGACAAAAAUAACACAUUCGGGCUUGACUGAAAAAUUGUCAAUGUCUUACGUAUUUAUAAUUUAUUCUUUAGAAUAAUGCGUACAACUACAGUGCAUUUUUGUUUCAUUGUAUACCCAGUUUCCUAUAUUGUAAAUGCUUACUAAGAGUCGUUGCAAUCAACUUUUAUUAAAUGAGUAUAAUUGACGUAGGUACCUACAAUAAAUUAUUUUAAGUAGAUCUUUAAAUGUUUAAUAUCAUUUAAAUUUCAAUUAGUUCGCAAUUUUCUAUACUCAAUAAUGUUUGUUUCAAUUUUAAUAAUGAAAUAAAACGAUUAGUUUUAUUAAUUUUGGUGUAUAAACGUUUUUGCUAUAAUAAGAUUUGUAGCAUUUUAAUUUAGCACUACCUAUCCUCUUCAAACAUUUUAAUGACCUUUAUGAUGGAUGCACAACUAUAAUAAUUGAUAAUAAUUAAUUUAAUUGAGUUAUUUUUAUUAAAAUUUUUAAAACUUAUUUGAAAAAAAUAUUGAAUUUAAAUUCUCGGAAAAAAAAUGUAAAUAAUACUACAAAAUUAUUAUUAAGUACCUAACUUUACUACUAAGAAAUUGACUUGUAUUAUGACGACUACUUUUCCAGAUCGCAGAUGUGUAAGCCGAUUUACAAUUUUAUAAAAAUCAUAUGAUUAUUUAAUUUUGGAUACCUAUAAUUGGUUAGGUAAAACUUAACGUUUUUGAAAUAAAUAUCAAUUAUUCACAAAUAAUGCAUAGUUUGUAUAGACUAUUCAUAUUGUAUUGCUUAUUUUACUUUUUUAAUAUAGGCUGGGUUAUACGGUAUAUGGUUUUUGUUUAAUAUUAACAAUAAAAAAAUAAUUACCACCCGUUUAAAGGUAUGUAUAUAUAUAUUAUUUGAAGGUAUUGAUUUUUCGUAAAUUAUUUAUUUUUGUAUUUUAUGUUAAUUCAAUUUUUUUUUAAUUUUUACAAUAUUCAUAUUCAAAGCUCGGGAUUUAUAGCAAUUAAAAUCUAUAAAAAAGCGCUUGAAACGUCCUUGGAAAAAGCACUUCAAAAAUAUUUAAAAAAAACCAAAGACGGUUGAGAGGUAUUACAAGUUCCCCUCCCUUGUAUAGAGGACCUUUACAUAUAAAAUAGCAUUUUUUUUUAUAGUGCAAGUCAAUUUUAAUUAGUAAGUUAGAGCUGUUAGACUAGAGGUAUUUUAAAUUUCAUUACCAUAGAUUUUUUGUGGGUUUUAAGUUUUUUUUAUAUUUUGUUGUUUUAUUAGUUUCAUAAUUGUAAAGGAAUUUUGUUUAGGUUCAACUUAUUAUAUUAUUAUGUUUGAUACUCCAUAAAGAAAUGUAUAGGUGUAUAAUUCGAUAUAUUCAUUGAUUUACAUGCAAAUUGAUAUUUAAUAGUUUUAUUAAAACCCCUUUUAUUCAUUUCGGUUAUUCCGGGCUAUACAUUAUAUAGGGGUUGUCCUGCGAUACUGUACUUUAUAUAAUUCGAUACGAGAAAGAAAGGGAAAAUAAUAAUAUUAUCUCCCUUUCAUCGUGACCCUGUUGCAGUCUAAAAAACCUACUCUUCAAAAACGGUUAAUAUUUGUAUAGCGAAUAAAAUGUAUGUUGUUCGGCCGUUAUUGUUAGGCACGUAAGGAAUAUAAGAUUAUAUAUUGGCCCCUACGUAGAAAUUUUCAGAAAAUCAGAACCACAGACACAUUAAAAUAUCGCGUAGUUAAGUAGCAUGACAAUAAAUUUGAAAAUAAAAUAAAAAUAUUUUUCGUUUCGUUUUUCCCGAAAAAAGAUACUGAUGCCAUUGUAUUUGUUUUAUAAUGCAAGACUUUACACGAAUCUUGAGACACGCUGUGUGUAUAAUUAUUUAUAUUUUUACACUAACUUUGAACACUUAACGACUCUUUCUGACCCAAAUAAGCUGAAACUCAAGAAUUAGAAUUCUUUUAUUGGUGGUUUGAAAUGAAAUUUUGUACAUCCCUAUAGACCUUCCACCUUGAAUGAAGUCUGGUUGAUGCAAUUUUGUGCAAGCAUGGUAUAUGCCAUGGGAUGAAUAUUUUAGUUCUCAACUUUCAACCACCUCUGUAACCAUUUCCGUGGUCGAAUUUCACCAUUUUUUUGGUUUUUUUUAUUUUAAGAGUAUUGUAAUUUAUUAUUUUGCAGAGUUCUUUUAUACAAAAAAGGUGGGGGUAUAUUGGACUAUUGUGACAGAGUUCUGCUGUUACGGGUGUUUUUUUUUUUUUUCUAAAUUGUUGCUUGUUUUUUUUUAAACUUAAACUGUUUAUUGACAUUAUAUAAACAUAUAAAUUAAUAAUAUACUCGUAAUAGGUAUGGUGUAUUAUGUGUAUCUUCGAGGUAAAGUAAUUUAAUACGUUUUUACAUUAUACUCGCGCGUAAAUAAAUAACACAUUUUUUUUAAAAAACAUAUUUAAUUGUAGCAUUGUGCGUUUAAACAGUGUAUUUGAUUUUAAAGAAGUUAUGAUGUUAUUUAAAAUGUUUUUGGUCAAUACUUCGUAUUAGGGGUUAAAUUUAUAACAACUGUUUCCGAAUCGAUACGUUACUGUAUUUAAUGGCUGACAAUAAGUUACGUAAUUGUACAUUAUUCGAAUGAAUAUUACGAUACGCAUUUAAUGAAUCGUCAAUUUAUUUCCGAAAAUAAACAAAUACUUUUAUAGUUUUUCGUGAAAUUUGGAUUGAACAGUAUUUUUUAUGAGGCUCAACCGAACGUUUUCUUACACGCUAUACGAUUACAACAUAUUUCACAUUAUUAUUCAUUUUUUUUUCGCAACACACUCGGUUUUUUAAUUUGUAUACUGUCCGUUGAAUUAUAAAUAAAUUAAUGCCAUACAAUGCGUGUAUAGUUAGGUAAUAAAAUAAAUAUCAAUUUUAUAAUUAUCAGAACAAAUAAUUUCGUUACUAUAUCGAAUCGAUCGGAAAAAGCACGGUUAAUAGUUACAAAACCGAAAAUAGCAGAAACCUUUAUCGCGUAAAUAUUUCCGUUUUUCCCAGUUAUUAAGAAGACUACAAGGGAUAUCAAAAAUUGACUUCCACGACGCACCGAACGGAUAAGUAAUCAGUAACCGCUCCCGAAGUUGAUGAUUGGACCAAUAUUUAUGGUUGAAAAAUUGUUUACAGAAUACGAAAACGCAUAUCAUAGUUAAACUAAUAUAUUACUCACUAUUCGCUGAAAAUCUAAAAAAAAAAAAAUGAAAAACUACGUAGUUAAUGAUUAAGUAUACGUAUUUUCGAAAAACUGUCGGGGAACAUCGAAUGGUGUAUUUAUACAAAUUAAAUUUAUAUAUAACCAUACCUAUUGGGAAAUUUUAAUUUAAUUUGAAAAAAUACUCCGUAAUCUGCAGUGUAGGCAACCACAACACUAAUCGGUAGCAUAAUUUAAUUUUCGCCCCGUGUGAUUUAUUAGAAUUUUUUUAUUUUUUUCAUUCCAAACCUGAUGACGUUUUAAAAAUUAACUAUUCGAAUACGCAUUUUUUUGUUUUUAAAAAUGUCUUCUAAUGGUCAAAAUUUUACUAGCUGACGAGCAGACAAGCCGAGAAGACAACUAACAUAUUUUGUAGACAACUCGCGAAUUUAUAAAAUAAAACCAGCCUUCUCUAAUAGUUAUAGACCAUUAUUCUUAAUUCUAUAUUUUCGAUAUUUUUCAAUUAAUUCAUUAGUUAACUUGCUGUGGGUUUUUCGUGUUCCACUCUAAGUUUACGGUAGAACUAUAGACUUACAUUUUUACUUCGUUAAACUAAAAGAGUUUUUUUUAUUUUUGUCAAAUUUUUGAAAUGCGAUUUUCGCACAAUUUUAAAUUUCUUUACCAGUAGUUUUUUUUUAUAUCGUAUUAUGUAUUUAUUUUUUUUAAACUUAUGAUACAUUUUUAUUCAUCAUUAGUCGUUGUGUUUCGCACAGUCUUCUAUUUGAUGUGUGUGUGUGUGUGUUACAUAAUAAUAUAUAGACUACGCAUUGGUAUACCGAAAUCGAAAUUCGCUUUUACCCAAAACAUAACAUCUUUUAUUCCGUCAUUCAUAACAAAAUAUACAAUAUAAUAUUGUAUACGAUAUUAUGGUUGGUACCUAAAAUUCAAUUGGGGGAAAAAAAAAAAAAAAAAAAAACGAACACGAUUUAUAUCUGUUUCGCAAUGUAUUUUAUCAAUCGGCAUCUGUUUAAAUCCAAAUCCAAAGCGGGCGGCCGCGGAGGAGAAGAAAAAACGCCGAAGAAUACAAAUAAUAAUAAUAAUAAUAAAAGAUAAUGAUAUAGUAUUGUGUGCGUGGACAGAAAACGUUUUUAAUUUACUAGAAAAACAUAUCAAUACUGGUCGCUAUUUGUGUGUACGCACACACACGCACACCAAAAGAGGGACCCGCAGCACACAACCCGUCUCUAAGUGGCACUUAGACAGAAGGAAAAAAAAAAACGUAUUAUUGUUAUUCCGGUUUCCGAUCUUAUAUUUAUUAUUAUUGUAUUUGAUAAAGAUCUCGGGCGAAACGACAAAUGUAUAAAAUAGGACCGAGGAUGAUCUCUCUCUGCGCGCUCUGUGUGGUUCGCUUUACCGCUGUCGGUGUGUACGCGCACAAUGUACUGCAAACGAGAUUACUUCAUCUGCUAGAACACUUGACAGGUUGAAUGGGAUGAGAUUUGUCGGGUAGUAUACAUAUUUUUUUUUUUAUAGUUUUUAUUUAUUUUUAUUUUUUUUAUCAUUGAAUAGCCCUCGGCUGCCUGUUACGCCGCGGCCGUAUGCGCCAAAGACACAUACAUACACACACACGCAGACGUACACGAAUUCAGUCGGCAUUUUAUUUUUUAUUCCUUUUUUUUUAUUAUUAUUAUUUUAUUUUUAUCUUUGAAUUUUACUACUAGAAACUUGUAUACAUAUAUAUAUAUAUUUUUUUUUUGUUGUGCGUUCAAACUCUUUGCAAUUGUUGUUUUUUUGUUCAGCGUUUACAAAAAAAAAAAAAAAAAAAAAAAGAAGACUUAUUUCGUAUCAAUAACGGAGUACGCUUCUUAUGAAAAUUGUAAGGACAGCGGAUUAAUCGUCGGAAUAAAUACCAGCUAGUAUUCAAUACGAAUUGCAACAUCGUAAUGCUUAUGCGGACAACACUUUGAUAGAUUUGCGUAUUUCGUAGAUUCCGAGUAUAACGUGUAGUAGCUAUUGGUUUUUUCACGAUGUUUAUCUUUUUUUUUUCCUCGGAAAUCACUAUUACGGUUAGGUAGUGAAAAUAUUCCGAUUUGUUCGUAUGAUAACUUCCUCAAAGAUUCAGAUUUUUCGACUGACAGCACUUAAUUUAACGUUUUUUCUCGAAAUUCCCAACACUUUUUCCAAAAUCUUUUUUUGGUCUUAAUUUGACUACGAUAAUGGUCCAAUUUCUUUCACGCAGUAUCUCAAAUUUCUGCCCGGUUGUAUUUAUCGACAUUUUUCGCAGUUCACACGCUAUAAUAGGUAAGAGGUAAUUUUUGGGAUUUUUCGGUUAACCUUGGCAGCAAGGUAACACCCAUGAUUAUUGCUAAAAAAUAUAUUAUGUACCCCGCGCAGAAUGGUUUUUUCGUUAUGAUUAAUUUAUAUCGUUGCAUACAUUAUACAAACUGCGCUUUACCCUGUGCAUCUUAUCUAAACAACUAUCCACCUAUAACAGUGGCUUAUCCGUGAGUAGUAUCAAUUAUAUACAGAGGUAGCCAAAAGUCGCGCAACAAAUUUGCAACACAGUUUUUAUAAAACUAUUGUGUUUUAUGUUAAAUAUGUUGUUUUUUUAUAAACCUUGCUGUUGUUGUACGUAAACAAGAUAACGAGACCAAAGUUGCAAUAUGACGUAACGGAAACGACGUGGAGGGAGAAACUGCGCCGUAACGCGUGUUACAUACAAGACGGUAGGCGUUGCGCGACUUUGGGCCACCUCUGUAUAUAUAUAUAUACUUUUCUUUUUGAGCUUGCAGCGUGUCAGAAAAACCACAUUUAAAAUUUCUCUUAGAAAAAAAAUAUCCUUUGUUUUAUUAUCGUUUGUCUUUCGUACGAAACACAGUUGAAUUGGUUUAAUUUAAAUCGUGUUGUUGGUUUUGGUCUCGCGUUUAAACAAUUUUUAAACGGUCUUAAAAAUUAAUUUCGUACCUCGGAGUAACAUAAGGCAUUUUGAUGCGCUGCUUUGUAUUGAGUUUGUUUUAUUUUGCUUUUCAGAAUGUUGAUAAUGGAAGGGUCUUUUCGAGUUGUACAUUAUAUUAUACAAGUUCAUCUAUGUAGGUAUAUAAAUCCGGGGGAAAAAAAAACAUAAUGCAUUUCGUUUUAUUCGACGAGGCAAGAAAAAAAAAAUGAUAAUCAUUGGACCGUAUAUGAAAUGUAAAAACAACUAGGUAUACCUAUACUGAAAUAUUAUUCAAUCUUGUGUCUCUAAUUUCUAAGCCGCCGGAGUUUUACGUGGUAUACAACUCGUCCCUGUAUAAUAUAUACCUAUAUAAAAACAGACGGUAUAAUUUUUUGGGGAUUCGAGAAAAAAAAAUAUGAAAAAGAAAAAGAGAGUACGAGAAAACGGGGUUAACGUGUAUACAAUAGACAGACAAAUAUGAUUGAGGGGCAUUUUUUCAUAUACGUAUGGCAGCUAUGCAUCAUCUUUUUGACGUAUACAGAUCAUACAAAUAUUCCCGUUUACACCCCUCAAGACGCAUGGCAAGAGGGUCGGUCGUCGCUUUGUGUGCGUAUAAUGUCUUAUUUCCAAUUGGCCAAUUCCGGUUUAGAUCAGGAUAUCCUAGGUAAAAAAAAACACACAAAAAAAAAAAGACCAUAUGGUAUACCUACUUAAAUAUUACUUCGCGUUUCGCGGUGUAAACGACGUUCGUAUCGCGUCUCGUAUUCGAUAUUUUCUCAUUUGGCGUUUAAGUUAUACGGUCGGCAGUACCUAUUUAUAGUGCGAUGCAGUUUAUGUACCGUCCCUCGAGAUAUUAUGCGUUCGACGUAUCCACGUAUCGGUUAGUAUAGUGUACAAGUGCAGUGUCAGUUAAUUGUUAUAUUGUUCGUAUGUAGUCGGUUACCCGGUCAAACCUCGUUUUUUUUUUUUUCUAUUGUUUGUACAGUAACGUUUUCAGUCUAGUUCCGGUGCGUCGAGGUCGUGUUUUUUUUUUUCCGAUUUUCCUCGUAGUUUUCUCAAACGGGUAACACUUCUAUGGCCGCGGUUUUGUAAUAUUUGUCAAACACGACUUAGACACGAGGUUCGGCCGCGGAUAACCGACGUACACAAUUAUAAUAAUUUACUAGGCCGAUCAAACGCGCCGCACGGUCUUCAAUUAGUAUUCAUUUACCACGCGCGUUAUUUUUGUCCGUUCAAUCAGUUGCAAUAAUAUUUAUACCGUCCAUUCGAGUUUUAUUCGUAUUGCGUACCGUUAUCGAAAUGUUACACGACAGUAUCAAUCAAUUCGGUAAGUUAAUUCAAUCAUUUGCACGGGUUUGAUGUUAACAUAUACAGGGUGAUUCAUCAUCACGAUAUCCAGUGAUUUUCUCUCGAGGAUUCUGGGUAAAUUUGAUUUUUUUUUUUUUUGCCAAACGGAACUGUUCGAGUUUUAUUUUAACGCCGUUUUCAAAAUGUUAUCGUCAUAUUUCUAUAUACGUAUGAACCGCGUUAAGCGGGUACUAUCUUCUGAUUUUCCGACGGCUAAAAUCGGCGUUAUUUAACUCCGAUUCGGAAAUCGGUAUAGUUUAUUUUAUACGCGGAAAAUCGCGUAGGUAUCGCGUUGGUAUCGCGUUUACGGCUGAUAACAGUUGAAAAUUUGUGUACUGGGAAGGUUGAUAAAUUGUAUGAUAACCUUUCCCCACUGCGAACUACUACACUGCAGUAUAACGGUAAAAGUUUUAGAAUAUGGUAUGAAUCAAAUCAUUAAUUAUAUAGAUUAUAUUUAUUCAUUUUAAACGAUUCAAUAAUAUUAUCGAAAGAAAAAAAAAUCCAAAGCAAUUUUGCUCAAAAUCUCUGUGUAUGAUAGAUUUCGCGGGAUCAUUAGACUUGAAAAAGAUAUUUUUCAAAAAUAUUUCGAGUACAAAUCCGGACAUUGUUUUGAAAGGCAUUUAAAAGUACUUAUUCGAGUAGACUUCACUGUAAAAUAUUUGAGUACGAAUACAGAUAUAUUUUAAGACGCAUUUAAACUAUUCAUUUUUUUUACAUAUUUUAUUCUAUUGGUUAAUAUUCGAAUAAUACCAGUAAUAAUUAAAAUUUUAACACCAUUUAACUUUCAUAUAGAUUGUCAAAUGCGAUGCGUUUCAAUUUAAAAAAUGUAUCUAAAAUAAGUACGUUUGAGAAAUAUUUUAAAUACAAUAACAAGUAAUGUUUUUGUAAAAAUAUUUAAAACGUACACAUUCAACAUUGAAACAGAGUUGGAAUAUUUUUAUUUAAAUGAUUUUGCUCGAAUCAUCUUGUAUAUUAUAUUUACCAUUCGUUUUCAUUAAUAUUUGAUAAAUAUUUUUAUACAGGAAUAAGUUUACAAAUCGGAUUACAAACCGUCAUAUUAUAACCCGCAGAUUUAUAACGAUAAUAUUAAUCUUUUCGUGGUUUUAAAAAGGUUUUUAAAUGGGGUUUUUUUUUUUUUUUUACGACCCUUUAGAAUUAAAAUAUUUUAAUCGUAAAUAUCCAUCGACUAAAAAUUGGUAACGAAUUUCAUCGUAUAUUUUAAAACCGUUCGAAUCAUAAAUUGACUAGCUACUUAUAUUUGUAUGCUGAUACACCGAGCUUCGUUCGAGUUACCUAAUAAUUUUUUUUUGCGACUUUAAUGAAUAGAAGACGUGAUUUUAAAAUGUGCUCUUAUAAAAUGAUACUAAUGGUAAUUUUACAUUUGAAAUUCAAGUUUAUCGAGAGAUUUUAAUGAAAUAUUCAAGAAUAUUCGCUUGAGGCUAGAAAAAACAUUCAACACAUGCACUGGUAAAUGUUUUAUGAAUUCUUAUAAUUUUUGGUACAUGCAACACAAUUCUAUAAUACUUAAUGGUCUACUGCAUGUGUUGUUCGUUUUUUGAUUGGGUGCAUUAAUAUAUAAAUUAUUUCCCGAGCUAACUCGAAAACAUGUGACAUAAGAUUGCUCAUGAAUGAAGUUGAAGGGAUCAGUAUUGCCAAUGCCUAUUUCGUUUCAUUAUAAUUUGUGCUCUAGCGUAUUUGCCGAUUAUUUAUAAAAGUAAUUACUCGAUUGGUCUAUUAACCCCUCCAAAAAAAAGGAAUUUAAAAAUCCUUAAAAACCUUGUACUUUAUCUUAAAAAUAUGUUAACAUCAUUGUAAAACCAAUACAUUCCUCACUUUGUUCAAAAUCUAACAUAAUUACCUUCUUAAUACGAAUUUACUGUUUUUAAAUUCUGAGUGGUGUACAAGCGAAUAAUUAACUAAGCUGUAUUUUUUUCACUCGAAAAACACUGUAAUGUUACGGAAAUACUCCGGAUUAUUCAUAUUGUAUAAAAAAAGAUGUUAUACUAAAUUUGUUCGGCUUGCGGUACUUAAUUGUUUUGAUUUUUUUAGAUUCACAACGGUUUUACUUAAAACUUAAAAAAAAUUCCUAACAUAAAAAUGACGAUAUUUCGAGAUUUUUUUAUCGAUUACCGGGUUAGCUUUUUUCAAAGAAACGAGUUGUAAGAGGGGGGGUACACCGCCAUACAAUUUUUAUUGUACUUUAAUAUUUUACCGAGCUCUGCUGAGAAUCUGGGUUUUAAUCGCAAUGAUUUAGCGUUGCAUUCAAUAAAAUAAACUAAUUUACCCUAUAUUCCGUAAAACCUUUCGAAUUUUCUAUCUAACACAGUGGCCUGCGCAUGAUACGAAAUAUGUCCGGUUUUUUAUCUGGGUAUUAUAAUAAGAUCUCGUUUUCUAAAAACAAAUAAAUCUGGUCCAAUAAUGUUUUGUUUCUAUUGUUUUUAGUGAAAAAAGUGAAAAUUUAUUUAUUUUGGUGAUGUGAACAAAAUCUUAAGAAAUUAAACAAUUUUACGCUACUCCAUUUUUAAAUCCGUUUUACAAUAUUUAUAUUAUUGCACGCCGUCGUCCAUCUUAAUCGAAAGUAAAAGUUACCCUCGAGUUCGACUGCUAUAUUUAUUUUUUAUGUUUCGAGCGAUCCGAAAAAAACGUUACCCACGUUUCGUUUACCAUUGAAACGAAAAACUUGCCGGGUAAAUGGGAAAUAAUGACUAAUAAACAAGAAACACGCUUACUAUCGGCCUUUUCGAGGGCUCAGAUUUCAAGACAGAGUGCAUUUUUUCUUGUUUUUCUAGAUACAACAUUGUUCCUAUUGUUGUUAUUUUGUCCAGUACAGCCGUAUUUUUUUUUAAAGCGCUUUUGGCUUGUUUAAUAUAAUUUCUUCGCGCGUAUACAGUACGAAUACGUCACAACAUUUUCUAGUGUAAAAUAAGAUAUGCAGAUACUGUAGGUCCGUAUAACGAUAUUUUUAGUCGUUCUAAUUAAUAUUUAAGAUUUGUUGCAACACCCUCUCCCCCGUUGCUCUUUGACAAUACAUCCGUGUACACAAUAAUUCGAUUCGCGGAAUCCAAAUGCGUGAAACUUUUUUAUUUCGUUUUUUGUGAUUUUUUUUAUAUUUUGCCUCUGUAAUUUUUCAUCACACAUUACGGCACUUUUGAUGCGAUUGCUUUUUUUUAUGUUCCAUCGUCGACCGGAUUUAGGCUCUCUCUCGAGGAGAUGUAAUCCGCUUCUUAUGGGCUUUUUUGUUUUCGUAGUGAUUUUAAAUUCGGAACAUAACGAAGGAUCUAUUGGAUUUACUGUGAUAACUAUUGUUUUUUUUUUGUCUGUGAACAACUUUUUGUUCCGAUUUCUAGAGUGUCAAAAUAUUUUAUGAAAGGUAAUUUUCUCUACUCGGUGCACUGAGGAGAUUAUUUUUUCGAUUUUUCAAAGGAUUUUCAUAAUGAUCGAGAAAAACAGGGAAAAAAAUCAUAGAUAAAACGGCAGCCCAUUCAUGUUUUUAAUUUUUGCGACUUAUGUUUUCUACCGAAAAUAUUGCUCCAAUCGAAAAGUGACAAAAGAUCGAAUUUUUCAUUUCAAUAUAUACUCAUUUUCAAAGAAGAUCGCUUUUUUAUUUUUAAAGUGGUUAUCAUAAUAAUUGGGAAAAACUAAAAAUUAAAAUUGAUUAAUGGCAACGUGGCGUCUCGGUUAAAUUAUUUUAAUUUUUGUAAAACAACGAGGCCUUUUUUGUUAAAUUUUUUUGUGUAGAAAGUAAUUAUGGGAAAAAUUGUUUUUUUUUUUUUUUUAAUUUUCUUUGUAUAGUUUUUAGAUAAUUGAACAAAACCAAAAAAUACGUAGAAAGCACGGGAAAAUGUACGAAGAUAAUUAUUUUAUUAUUUUAAAUUUUGUUUUUUAAUGUAAUUCAAUUUAAAAUAUUAAUUGAAAUUUCGCCAGAAAGCUUAUAUUUGCUUUUUCUAGACUUGGUAUAAUUUUUAAAACAUUAAAAAAACAUUGUUGAGCUUUUUAUAGACAUUUUAAUUUUGCGAAUUUUUUACGUAAUUUUUUUUUGGUAGUAGGUAGUACUCUGUGGAUAAAAUUGUUAGAUAAAACAUAAAUGCUUGUCAAUUUAACAGCAGGUUCAUAAAUAAUCGUACUUCGCGGUUAAAAAAAAAAAAAAAAAUGUAGUAGUGUAGUAUUUAUUUUUAUACUAAUUUUAAAAUCAAACCCUAACGAAAAUCGUAAAUAUUACGGCCUUUAAAAUUAUGUAUACCCGAACUUUGCUCCAAAUGGUGUAUCGUUGGUCACUGGAAUAAAUCGAAUAUUUUUGUGUAUUCCUUUAACUCUUGUUGUUUCUUCUAUAUUUCUAUAUUUGGCCGAUCAUUAUCGAAAAAAAAACCCGUUCGGCGGAUAGGUUUAGGGGGGAAAUUAGCCUCGCCGGCACCCCUAGUCACGAUAAACGAUCGCAGCAGUCUUAAAGCAUCGUUCGUCGGCUGGACGCUUUUCGCCCGUAUACAUUUUAGUUUCACGAGAACAACUCGGCCCGACGUGAUGCGGUGACCGGCGGCACCCCGGAGCGCGUGCCGGGGACGGCCGGGCGUACCGCGGGUGACAUUUUAUCCGGUUGAUCGUAAUAAUACGCCGCCGUCAAACGCAUACGACGGGGUCGCGGGUCCGGGAAGGGUUUUCGAGUGGGGGGGGGGGCGGCCGGUUUUAAAGCGACCAAAUCGAAAUCCCGGCGGGUGGCGCUCGUGGAACGGGAUAAUGACGACGGCGACGCGGUGUGCGUACGCGCGCUACUCCGCCGACGGUCGGGCGGUCGAUUUCCAUUGCGCGCACUCCGCCGCCGGAUCUCCCGGGGCGGCUCGAAAACGAAUUCGUCCUGCUGGGACUCGUCGGCCUAUACGGCGGCGGUGGCGGCGGAGAUGGGGGUUUGGCACUGCGAGCGGCACAGGGUGACAAAAUGGACUCGCUCGCCGCGGCGUCGUCGGUUGACGGGCGGCAGAGGGCCGUCUAUAUAUAUAUAUAUAUACACGCAUACAUAUAUACGUAUAAACGGUCGGUGGCGGGCGGCGGGGUCCCGCAAUCAUGGCGGACGACAAAAGCGGCGGUGGCGGCGGCGGAGAGCGUAUAAUAUAUAAAGCAGCCGCCGCGGCCCGCCGGUUUUGUGAUCGAUCCGCCGUAACGCCGCCGCUGUCAACGCCACCGCUGCACGUGCGGGGUGACGAAUAUUUUCAACCACUCCGGUGGCGUUCGUAAUAUAGGGGUAGGGCAAGGCACGAGGGUCGCCCGCAGCGGCGGAAAACGGAGGGGUCGUUCUCUGCCCCUCCCCCCCCCCUCGGCCCCGCAUAUUCGGGCACUCGCGCGCGCGUCGGCCGACCUUCCGCUUAAUAAUAAUAAUAAUAAUAAUACGUAUAUACAUAGGUAUUAUGCGGAAGGUACGCGCGCAUACGUAUUAUAAUAUUAUUGUGUACGUAGACGCGUCCGGUUUUUAAUACAUCCCGCGUGCUGCGAUAUUUUUCUUUUUCUCUCCGUUUUUCCGUUCGCGUUCAUAAGCCGGCCAAUAAACGGCGGUUUUUGUCGUCGGAUUUUGUUGUUAGCCCGUUCGCGCGCGGAUACGGUUAUACGGUCCGGAAAAUGAGGGGAGGGGAAAAUGUGGGGCUUACGUCGGAAAUUAUUUAUUUGUUUCCAUAAUUAGGACUCGCGUAAUUAUUUUUCGGUCUAACCGAGACACGGUACAAUAGGCAGAGUUGUGUGAAAUGUUUAAAACGUUUCAUAAUUACACGUAUACGUGUUUAAAAUAACUUAUAACGCUUUGAAGAGCUAAGUUAUAUGUGUGCAUAUGUGUAUGUAGUUCCUGUAUUCGUUCAUAAAAUUUAAUCGAAAUUAAACGGUUCCUAAUAACUUUUGGCUACAGGGGUAACGGUUUUUUUUUCCCCGAUUGUUGUAGUUGGUUCUUAAAUAAUUAUGGUAAUAUUUCGUUUGUAAUUCUAUUAUUAUAUAAUAUGAUGUUUACCAAAAAAUAAUGUUUACAACAAACAAAAUGACAUUAGAAAACAAAACAAUUUUUUUUGCAACUUUGUGCUUACAAGUUUAUGGUUUAUUCUAACACUGAAAAUUAAAAUGUUCAAGUUACCGUAAUGAUGUAUCUAUUUUUAGUUUGGCGAAGAAAAGAAAUCAGUUAUGUCAUUAUGCCGUUUAUCAAUUUUCAAAAUUUAAUAAAUUUGUAUUGAAAACUACACAAAAAUGACUUAUAAUAAGCAUUUUUUCUCUGGGAUCUAAGACUUAUUACAUCACGAUGCCGUUAAAAGGCAGUUUUUCUUUUGGGAUUUUUAUUUCCUAUAGUACAAAGGAAUGACGGCAAUAUAUUGUUCGCGGUACGGUAAAGUAAAUAAGUAGUGAAAAUUCGUUUUCUUAUACUGGAAAAAUUGUCUACUUUUCUACCAGAAAUCUUACUAUAUUAAAAAAAUGAAUAGAGAACAUUUAGUUAUUGGAUUAAUUGGGUCUAGUUGGUGCAUUGAGGAGGUUAUUUAUUUGUUGAUUUUCCUUUUUGUUUUAUUAAUCGUUAUAAUUAAAUAACUGUCCCGACCGGCGUUGCCCGUGCCAAAUAAAUGUGUAAUAAAAACGAUUUCCCCCUAUAUUUCCUGUUUCAAUCUCUGUGACUAUUACUGCAGUUAACUGUUGUUGCCCUCAAAUGUUUAAAAAUGCAUUUUAUUUACUUUUAUUUCCAUACCUAUAUAAAUUAGCUAUAUGGUUGCUAAGCAAUGAAAAAUAUCUGAUAAUUUUUUUUUUAUCCAUAUCAAACUACUACAGGUUAGAUCGUUUACUAUAUCUACUGGUCAGGUUGAUGUUUUCAAUAGCUUAACACCUUUUCCACGAUAUAUUGUGUAUCAUUAUAAAAAAAAAAACACACACACAUAACGAUUGGAUGAGUAGUUCGGAAAUUACUCCGAACAUCAAAAUGGCACUUUGUUUUUUAUGCAUGCAAAACAAAAAUAUUAAAAAGUUGGUAUUGACAAUAUCGGACAGAACAGCUCAUAUAUAUAUAAUAUACAUAUGCCAAAUGCAAUUUUUUUAUCUAUUAUAUUCUUUUUCUAAUCUUGCUUUCCGUUGCUCGUAAUGCCUUUUUCUUUCGUACUUCGGAUGUAGAUCGACCAAUCAAUUUCCGAUUUUGGAAACAUAACUGUAGACGAUGCAGUUAUCGAAAAGUCAAAGAAUUUAGGUGUACAUGUCUUAUGUAUGUUUAUAUAUGUCUUAUAAUAUCGUAUAAUUGAUUAAUUAAUUAAAUCAUAUAAUUAAUAUACAGUUUUAUCGAGAUGUAUUUUUCUCUCAGAAAACCAUUUUACUGCCUGUAAAAAUACUCCAAAACUUUUACACUGCGUUUGAAAAAUGUGUGGAUUUUCCGGGUUUAUUUAGAUUCUCAGAACAGUUUUGCUUUCAAAUUUAAGUAAAGAAGAGAUCUACAUUUUCGAGCGUUCGAACGAGCAUUCAGCGGUCACACUAAGAUUUUCGACUUCUUACGUGUGAUUUAUUGUCGUUUGUUAUCAAUUUUCCUCUAUUAUAAAAACUUCUCAAAUGGCUACCUAAAUGCACCGAUGAAUAAAAACAAAAACAUAAAUCAAAAACGUCCUCGAUGGUAUUUGAAAGUUGCAUGAGUAUGUCAUUAACUGGUUACACGCUGUUCGUGUUAUCAUGAUUAAUCGCGAGAGUUAUUCGGUGGAAAUACAAUAAAGCUUUGAUAAUUGAAAAGUAACGCUUUUAUGCGUGAGAAAAAUCGAUGUGUUGACGCGGCCCCUCAUUGCAAGAUAGCUUGUUUUCACCAGUAUAUAACGAAUAUUUGAAGUGAAGUUUAAGAUUCUGGGUGUAGCGAGGAGUACGUUCUAUAGUUUUGUAAUGACGCGUUUUAAGAAAACGUAUUUGAUUUUUCCUCUCUGUAAACGACUUUUUUUUACCAAAAAUUUCGUGCAGGGACAGAUUCUGGUGACAAAUUGCAUGGGAAUGUCAAUUAGGAUAAUCCGAGAAUAAUAUAGUGAAAACGGAAAUAUUUACGCAAUAACGAGUAAUAAAGUAAUUUGUUUUUUUAUUGUAAUUCUUUAAAAAAAUAUUCGCAGAAUAUGAAAUUACCCGUAUAUAUAAAAAUUAUUAGCACUUUAACGACACGGUAUAAUUUUUUUUUUUACCGUUUUUAAGUUACAUUAUAUAUUAUAGUUACAUGAAAUCGUUUUGAUUGUUUGUGAAUAUAAUUUGUUUAGCUCCGUAUAAAUGCUCAACAAUUGAUUAUAAACAUUUAUCGUAAUAAUUAAUAAUUAUAUAGAAAAAGUCGAUCGUAAUUUAUAAAUGUUUCAAGUCCAAAUUUAUGAUAAAUUUUACAAAUAUACUUUGUAGCUACAGAAUGCAAUUUUAAAUUUAAAUUUAUCAAAAAAAAAAAACACCCGCUAAACCGAACUCUGUUCAGAUUUGUUUUUCGUUUGCGAUGAUUCAUCAUUGAAUACAGUACUUAUAUCAUAAAAAGCUUUGAACUAAAUCAUAUAUUUUCUACUUCUCAUCGACAACGAAUGCAGUCUGCAGCUUAUACCGACGGUUUCCCGCGAGCAGCGUCCUAAUUUAUCGUCUUUUAUAUCAGAACCAUACGAUUAUAUUUGUUUUUCGCUCCGGGGUCGUUUCAGACUUUUAAACUAAAUCAUUAAUAUAAGUGUGUAGUAUUAUGACGUAUAGUUGUUUCUUCAAUUAAAACCGCUCGAGUUUUACGAGAAGUUUUUUUUUCCCGCGGUAAUUCCGUUUGUGUUUCGUUUGAUAAUAUAUAAUUGCACAGGUACCGCGAAUGUUUACCGACCUCAAGUUUGCUUUACGUAGAUGCGUUUCAAUAGGAAAUUACCCCGACGAUGUACCCAUGUGUGUCUCAUAAUAUAUGUAUACUUGCUUUUUACGAAUAAAACACAUAAUAUGGUCAAUCAUCAUUUCCGUAGUACUAAAUUUAUCAUCGUGGCCGCACCAAUUACAAUCGAACGAACGCGACGGUACUCCAUUAUAACGUUAUUUGACUUUAUUUUCGUAUUUUUUGUUUCGGUUUAAUUGCAAAUCGUCACAUCGUAACUAUAAAAAAAUACGUAUACAAACGAGUAUAUAACGAGAUUGUACAGUGUGCGAUGACGGUGCGCGUUCUUUGAUCGUUUCGCAGUGUUUUCAUAAUACACGGAUGUACCGUAUCAUGUAUACAAAUAGAAUUAAAAUUAUGUACAGUUUUUUUCUCCGAGAUAGCGAUCGCGUAUUCGCGAAAUACCAAUUAAGCAAAUUCAUUUUUUAAACUGAUACUGAAGAUGGGCGUGUCAGUGUCGUAGGUGGGAAGUUGUGACAUUAGGAUACGCAGAAUUAUUUAAUUUGUAUUCGUACACGCGACGAUAAAUAAUUGCUAACGAAACACGGUUCAUAAAAUCAAAUAUAAAACUAAAAAAACCUCGAAAAUAUCAAACGCCUAUUAAGUUUUGAAUAUGUUCCCAUUUCUGGAAAAGGUUAAUAUGAGUAUUCUGUCAUGAUUUCAAGUCUGAGCGGUAAUUUUGAACCGCGUUGCGACAUAAAGCCAAAAUCUAAAACAAUGAAAUCGUCAUUGUCGUUUUUCUUACUGUUGUUCCUAAUUAUGAAUAAAACUGCAAGGAAAAUUCACAAUUAAUACACCAACUGGAAAAUAUGCUACACUUGAAAAUCGGAGUUAAGGUUUCGGGUAGAAAAGUCGUUAACAGAUAAACAAAUUUUUUUUUAAUCCACACAAUGUAACUAAUACUUUCAGUUACCAAAAUCUAAAAUGACAAUAGUUCUAAGAGGCCUAAGUGUGGCCUGUUUAUUUUUAGUCGUAAUCAUACUUUACAGAAAAAACUCUCCAGCCUCGUAGGAUGGUCGAUUUCUGAGUGAAGCGCGAAAUGUAUUGAUUUUAAACAGUAUAUGUUUUCUUUCUGUCUGUAAACCACUUUUCUACCAGAAAUCUUACUCCGAUCAUGAACUCGAGGACGGGGAGGGUUUGAUUUUAAAUAAUUAAAAUUUAUUUUUGGUAGAAAAUGUUGUAUUGUUGGUGCAUUUUUUUUUGAGUUUUCUAGUAGUUUCCUAAAUAAUAAUUAUAAUUUGGGAAAAAUGUACGCGAAAGCAGUUAUUGUUAUUUUCGGUUUUAGUUUUUUGUUGCGAUUAGGAUGAAAAUAAUCGUAAAGACCUGACAUUAUCAUUGAAUACGUCUUAUGUCAGCGCUGUCUAAACGUAGUACAGUUUGAAACUGUUAUGGCGAUUUUUAUAGCCAUAUGAAAUCUUCGAUUUUUUUUAAAAAUAUUUUUUGAUUUUUACAUGGAUACAAUUUAUGUUUAGCCCCCCUAUUAUGAUUGAAAAUUUAAAACGACGUUCAUUAUAUAUUAAUUAGAGACCGGAACUAUAUGCAUUUAAAAAUUAUCUAAUACAAUGCAAAUAUGCAUAAAUAUGAUAAAUAUGCAAUUAUAUGUAAUCUGCUAUUGUACUUAAUAAAAAUAUUUUUAAACAAAAAAUCUAUUUUUAUUCAAGAAUAUUACAAAUAAAUUACUGCAUUUUUUUUUUUAUCAUAACCAAUAAUAAAAUACUCAAAUAAUAUUAAAAUAAUUGAACACGAAAUAAACGUUUAAUAGAUGAGAAUAUAAAAAUUCAAUAUAGUAUAAUCUUCAAAAAGACAAUCAAAGUAAUAUAUUUAAACAUUAACAGUCUUAAACUUUUUUUUUUCUUUAUUUGACUUAAGAUUUUUACGAAUCAAAAUUGUAAAACAUCACGAUAAACGUAAAACGAAUUCACAAAAUGAUUACACCAAACGGUACUGGUGCAAUUUAUUUGUUUUCACUAUUUAAUUAUAUUAAAAAAAAAAAAACAUUUAACGAGAACAGUAUAAACAAUUUUUUCUCUAUUAAAAUUGAUUUACCAUAAGUUUAAUUUUUAAUUUAUUAAAAACUCAUUCUUGUGACGUGUUUUAUAGAAAAAUAAACAGCAUUAUUAUCAAAAAAUUUAACCAUGAGUAAAUUCGUGAGCGGCAAACGUGUAAAAUACUCGGUCGUUCUAAAAACAAAGUAGUUAAUAUAAACAUAAUUAGUGGACUUCCCUGAAAUUUAUUUUUGGCUACGGUAAGGGAACACACCUAUGAGUAAUAUUCAAAGUUUUAGUGUCCGCAAAUAUCUAAACAUUUGCUGUUUGGUAAGUAUAUUUUUGUCAGUCUAAAUAUUAUCUAAAUAUAUGUAUUAUGUUUACCGAUUUUGUCGGCUUUUUACCGAACUGCAUAAAAUUAUUUUCGAAUAUAAUUUGUAUACAAUAUAUUAUGAUUAAUUAGAAUAGUACAAAAAUAAUAUAACUGAUAUAUUUUAAUAAGCAAUACAAUUUAAAUUCUAAAUAAUCACUGAUAUAGUUUAAUAAUUAUUAUUUAAAAUGUAGAUGGACAUUACUGUGUGAAAAAAAUAAAAGAAUUAGUUUUAGUUAAUUAUAAUGAAGUACUUCUAGUACUACUGGAUUAUAAUUAAUAUUGUAUUUGAAAUUAAUUUGUCAGUGUAUAAUAAAGUGUAAUUAAGUCUGUACUAUGUCUGUAACGUUUAAAAAAAUUGAAUCUAAUAAAACAUUUUGUAAUGUGUUGUUUUUAAGCUUAAUAGUCUUAGGAAUAUUUUACCGCGAGGGGAAAUUAUCCUAUGAAUGUCAUACCCCUUUCACGGUAUAAUAAGCCUAGUAUAUUCUUAUCACCCAGUAAUAAUAUUCUAGGGGUAAGGAAAAUUUGCCUGUUACACCGGCAUUCAAAUUGUAUACCGGGCAUACACUAUGUACAAAUAUGUAAAUGUGUAUAAUUUUGGGUUUUAAUAAUAAGUGUUUAUAGUAGUGUACAUUUUUACGAAAAUCGUUAAAAGUCGCGGCAUUUCAAAUUAUGUUUCACCGAACUUAGCUUAAAAUCGUUUUUCAAACAAAUUAAACAAAUGAAAUAUUACACUAUAUUUUUAUCGUUUGAUUAUAAAUUAAUUUAAUUUUAAAAGUUUUCAAGCGGGGGCUGACUGUUUUCGGUUUCGUUAAAAAGAGGAAAACUUAUUAAAGGCGGUAAAUGGUAAAACACUUUCCGCCCGUGCGAUAAAUUUAAUAAAAUUGUUUUUUUUUUUUAAUUUUUACCUUUUAUUUACAUUUUCAUUUAUGUUUUCGAUGCGUUGAUCUAAAUAAUGUAUAUGCGUUAACUUUCUUUUGCUGGUACGUACCCCGAGCUCCUCAAGCAUUCCAUUAACGAAUUCGAUGCACUGUGUAUUAAUUUUGAUGGAAAACCUGUACGGAUAAAAUUACGUAAAAUAUAAUUUACAACUAUCAUUUAUCAUAAUUUGUUCAGAAUUCGGAAUCAAAAGUAUAAUAAAUUCAAUAAUUGUAUACACAAUUUAUGUAUAGUAUUAAAUUUUUACCGAAUAGUCGAGCUUAUACUAGUGAAAGAAGAUAAUUGAUCUGGGGGGGGGGUUAAAGUUUCUUUAGCGAAAUUUUACCGGAGAUCAAGAAUCGUAAAAUUUUUACCUGGGUGGGGGGGGGUGUUACAUUUUCGCGGGUUGGAUUUUAACACAGGGCGGUAUUUCCGAACUGUAACGCCGAAGAGCGCCCACUCUCCUCCUCCCCGAUACUGUCUAAUUAAAAGCGGGUAUACUGUUAGUGUAAACCGCGAGAUAUCCCCAGAGGAUUACGCGGUUGGCGGAGUGUAGGAGGGAACGCGGUGGCGGCGUAUUUUGCGGUCGUUUGUCUAGAGAAAAGCCGACGGCGACGGCGGCGGCGGCUGCGGAAAGAAGAGAAGAGAAAGAAAAAAAAAAAUACGUAAUAUUUUCGUAAAGACAGCGGAAUACCGCGUCCCCACAAGGUUCUCGUAUUUCACGAUAUAAUAAUAAUUCGCGUCUCGCGGCUCUUUAUACGCAAUUUUUAAUACGCGCGCCGCGGCUAUUAGAGCGGUUCGUUUAUUAUAAUAAUUAAAUAUUCUAUAUACUAUUUAAGGAGCGAAAAAAAAAGAUGAAAUAUUAAAAGAAAACAUGAAAAAAAAAAAAAAAACGACGCGUGCCCGUCUCUCGUACUCGCGUAGUGCGUGCGAGACGUUUGUGUUGUCGCGGUCGGACGCCGGCGAACCUUUGCGACGAAUGCGAGAGAAACGGCGAGCGAGUGAGAGAGAGAGAGAGAGAGAGAGAGAGAGAGAGUGAGAGAGUGAGAGAAAACGAGGGCGGGGUGGGGGUACAGGGGGCAGCGCGGCGUUUCGAGUGGCGUACAUAUUAUCAUGUACUUAUAUCGCGCCGCCGCGGCGGAGGAGUGGGCAAUAGCGGCGAUAUAAUAUCAUGUCGUCGCGGGUCACAUGUACCGUAACACGCGCUAUACGUACGCCCGUAUGACUUGCACGCGCGUACGUACCGUGCGGCGGAAAAUUCGCAAUUAUUUCCGCGUUAUAUUUUCCGCGCGUUCGCGUCCGCGCACGUAUAAUAAUAAUAAUAUAAUGUAUACACACGGCGCGCCGUACGCUCGCAAACGUAUGCGCGCGUAUUGCGUAAGCUACCCCCCCCCUUCCGCCCGAUUUACGUGUAUACGUAUAUUAUAUUACUUCUCGGGGUAUAAAGUACACCCACACGUAUGCGCCGGCAUAUUAUAAAAUAUACGUAGGUAUACGUAAUGUAUUAUAUAGUGCAGUAUAUUCGCGCCGAGUGCCCACAGCGGGAUGGCUUUUCGAGUGGCGGCGACGAGGGGAAAACGUAUAUAAUAUAUACGAGAGGGAUGCGAUGGCGAUAUAUACAUGUACGCGAAGGGCUGUGAUCAAAGGACUCUGUCCCUCGGGUUUCCGCGCGCGCAGCCAUCGCCGGGCGCGCCACCUCCUCCACCGGCCCCGGAGGAGAAAACCGACGGAGGGUUCGCCGCCGCCGCCGCCGCCGUCGUCUUCGUCAUCGCCGUCGACGUCGGCCACACGCAUCGCCGCACAUCGCGUCCCGUUUCUUCCGCGCGCGCGCCGCCGUCCCGCCGACCAACGCGCCGUUUCGCACACCGCCGCCGCAACUGCAGUAUUAAUAUACAUAUAUUACCGUACGUAUAGUAUUGUCCUCUCUCGGACCCGGCGGUCCCGGUUCUGCCCGGCGUCCCGCGGGAACCCUUCGCGCGCCCCGCCGAUGAAAACGCCCCUCCGCCGUAAAUACACACGUAUAUAAUACCGUACAUCCGCCGCCGCCGAUAUCGCACGCCUUCUCCUGUAAUACAUUAUUGUUAUUAUUAUUAUUAUUUUAAUUAUUGUAAUACGCGCGCCGCUCACUCGAUUACCGCGCGUAACACCGCGGUGUUACGGCCGCGGCGACGGAUUCCCCCGGGACGAGUUUCCCCGUGUGCCGCGGCCGCGACGCCGCCGCGGUUUCCGUAAUAAUAUUAUAUCAUGUCCCGGGAGAAGCACGACGUGCGCGCACCGCCGUUAAUUCGAUAUCGCAUACGCGCAUACGCGUCGGGCGCGAGGACGAUGAUUCCGCCCGUACGCGACCGACACCGCGCGCAUCGCACUCUCUGCCGCGGACACUCGCCCCGGGAUGGAUAUCGCGCGCGCCGCAGCUUUUAGCCCGGCUAUUAAUAUUUCGGCCGCGAUCCCCGACCCUUCCGCCGCGACCGUCCUCCCGCCGGAUAUCGCCCCCCGUAUUAUAUUGUAGUACGGACCGGCAACGGUCGGACGGUGUGCGCGGCUUCGCCGGCGAUCGAUCGCCGAACCGAAAAGACACGAUAUCAUGUAAUAUUCGGAAACAAAGAACGAAAGGAAAAUGCAAAAAUAGCCGAUGUUGCCGAUUGGCGCGCGCCGUCUUUUUCGGAAUGAGGGUCGUUGGCGAAGCGAAAUAUGUUACGCGUAUGUGUAUAUCCCCCCCCAACGAUAAAUUGCGAUUAACACGAAAAACGAUUCCGAGAAGGGUAUUAUCAAUUAUUUAGUUGUUAAUUAAUAAUGAAAUUAAUUAUUAUUCCCUUGUUAAUGAAACCUCUAGACGCACCAACUAGAUCACCCAAACGCUUUAGUAAGUUCCCAUAAUGGUUUAUUGAUUGCAGCGAGAUUUCCGGUAAAAAAGUUGUUACAAACACAAAACAAAAAAACAACAAUAAAAUCAAACGAUAUUGGAACUCGACCGUUUAAAUGUAAAAACGCGAAUAUUUCCGAUCGUGACAAAGUCAAUCUAAACUCAAUUGACCACAAUGUUUCAUGAUGUUAUACUUAAGGGACCGGAACGUGUCUAUUUUCAUACUUAUAGCACAGUGCGCGAGUGAAAGUUAGGUUAGUUGAGUUCCCAUUAUACUUGGGGAAAAACCGAGAAAAAAUGUAUAGAAAAAACGAAUCGAUGCGUAGCAAUUAAAGUUUCAUUAUCUGCGGUUUUGUUUUUUGAUCAGAACACUUUCUCUGAAUUUAUUUUCAUUGUUGCUUCUUGUUUGAAAGAGAAAUUUGACUUAUAUGAUUUCCUUAGUUUUAUAAACAAUUGACAUUUUUGAGUUUUAUGGGGAUAAAAUUAUUUUGGCUGAUUAAAUUAAAUAAUUUUAUGUAUCCGACCUUCCCAACUUUUUAAUUAUACAACAUUGAUUCUUGAACAUUAGUUCUCUUUUUUUUUUUUUUUUUGAAAUAUUGAUUUCUACCGGUAGACUUGUUUCAAUGUCGAUCGUUUUUUAAUUUUCUCGUAUUUUUCUUGAAUGUAAGAAAGACAAAGAACAAAAACAAAAAAAAUUGACGUUAUACCGCUGAUUUUUUUCAAAGUCAAUACCUAUAAAUUGGGUUCUAUUCACUAUUCAAAUGCUGUAUGCCUUGCUGUUAAAGAAACAAUACCCCACUACUUUUUCCCUAUCUAAACUUAAAAGUGGAAUAUAUCCCAUCAACUGGUUGAUAGAAAUUAAAAAUGUACUACUUCAAAAUGAAUUCAAAUUAUUUUUAAUUCAAAUCUGUUUAUACAAUUUUUAAUAUAUAGGCGACGAAAAUCAGAAAUGGGUAAUAGUUUCUCUCCUAAAAAAUCAUGGUGAUUAAUAAGAACAAUGUAACAUUAUAGAAUAUUAUAACAUACGAUUUUCAAAAGUUCCUACACAAGUUUUUUUUUUAAAUGAUUAAUUUGUAAAAAAUUUGACCAUAAUAUCAAAUUUAGAAGAUCGCCUGUAUAGAAAAGUACCGUGUUGAAAAUUAUCUUUUGAAGUGCAGUAUAAUUAUACUCAUCUGAUGGAUUUUUAUAAAGAAUUGCCGCGUGAAUCUCUUUGAUCGCUUUCGCUCCUCCAACUCUAUAAAAAAAAAGGAAAAGGUUAACUGGAAAUGACGAGUUUUCAUACUACCUUAACUGUUUUAUUAUACAAGGCAAGUCAUUCUGUUUUAUUUUUAAAUCGGGAUCAUGAAAAGAGCGAUGAGGAUUAAAUAUCAGCCGUUUUCCCAAGGUUUUUCGUCCUUUCUUGAUUCAACAUUUUUAAAAAAUCUUUUUGUUUUGUUAGCCUUUGAAAUUGUAGGUCGCAUCAAUCAAAACUAUUUGUAACCUAAAGGUCGAGAAACUCUGUUACCCAUACAAUGUCGUCCAUAUUUUUGUAAAAUAAUGAAAUUGUAUGUUUCCCUACGUUUUUUCCCACUUAAAUGCUUUUUUUUAAAAAAUAUGGCGUCGAAAAUCAAAAAAUGACCUAUUUAAAUUACCAUCUAGACUACUUGAAGCUUUCAAAAGUUACACGUAAAAAUCGGAGUAAGUUUAUUAGGAAAACACGUGUCCACAGACUAAAACAAAGAAAAAAAAGAAAAAACGUAUAAAAAGAAAUAAACAUCUUAGUAAAACGAAUAGCUCCCUCGCUACGCUCGGAAUCUAAAAUAACCAAAUAUGCCGAUAACCUUGAAACGUAUUAUAUCGUCUUCAUCUAUAUAUUUAUCCACAUUACCUAUUUAGUUUGCAUGACUUUUUUACCAAUUUUAUUUUAUCCAUACAUAAUAUUGUGAUUCGUGUUGUUUUACGAUUGCGGUCCUAUACAUUUUGUUAAAAACACUAUAAAAGUUCAAUUGUAUUCUCUUAAUUUAAGCUUGAUUAUUGAUGACUCAAACCUGUUUUAAAAUUUCUAAAAACACCAUAAUAUUGUUUAUAAAAAAAAAAAAAAACGUACGCACUGAUACGUGAUGAAUAUUGAACAAUUUUGUAAACUGGUAAAAUUGGAUAAAGAUUAGUCGUGUUUUUUCUUCUCGUUUAUGCUUAAUUAUUAAGAAAUCAAUGAAAAAAUAUGCCGAUGUUUCGUCAUUGUUGUCAGGAAACUUUGGAAACUUUGUUACUUGCUUUUGUUUAGAAAAACCGUUGAGAAUCUAGAAAAAAUAUCAAAAUAUUAUACCAUUGGUCAUCAUCAAAAAUCCGCAUUUUUCAAGGUUUAUCGGUGUGAAAAAUAGAUAACAUUAUUUUUACUGACCGAAAAUUAAAUCGUAUAAUAACUUAAUAACUACAAUACCUUUUUCGUUACACAUGGAAUCUUAAAAAAAGAUAUCCAAAUCAAUUUGAAACUACUUAUUUUUAAUGACUGUAGGAAUAUGGACAUGUAUACAUAUUUCAUUUAAAUUAAACGCAACGAUAAAAAUAUUUUGAAGUUUAACACAAUCAUUGUGGAAUCAAAGUAUCUCCAAUUUUUAUCUGCACGAUGAAUAUGUUUUACUGCACGACAACGAGCCCAGUAUACGGUAUUACGUAUACGAGAUUUGACAAAAAAAUAUGUAUAUAGGAACCGCGGAAAUGCCCGGAGCAUAAAAUAUCUCUAAUAACAAAGCAGGAUAAUAGUUUUAAAAAAAAAGUCCAACGAGCUUUAUUAUUAGGUUUAUUUGUAUGUCUGCGUUUGCGAUUCGAAACUGUAUUGCACAAAAGGAUCAAUCUUGUUUGUUCGUCGUUUUCCGUAAUCUUCUACAUUAUUCUAUGCUCUGCGGAGGGAGAACAUAUAAUAUACCCAUCGCAAAAGUAUCAAGCCAUUUUUGUUUUACGAUUUAUUUGGUUUUUUUGCAGUUCAAUCUCGUCUUUGACUCUUUUAUACAUUUUUAUGUCGUAUACGUAAUACAAUAAACAAUUAUAUAUAUGUAUGUAUAUUUAUGUUUAAUAAUAUAUAAUAAUGUAAUAAAUGACCGAUACGCGGACUAUAUGCAGUAAGGCGAUGUACUUACCACCACCCUCCCUCCGCAGUACAAAUACAAAUAUAUAUAUAUUAUAUGCGACUGUACCACCUAUAAUGAAAAUUUCAAAUUGAAUUUUUUGUACGCGCUCUCUCUUUUUUAUUUAAUUAGGUGAUUUUAUUUUUAAUACAUCCUGCCCUGACAUAAUGUCGAAUACAGUCCCUCUGGGUGUGUGUUUGUGUGAAGUGGUCCCUUUGUACCGGCGGCGGCUGCUGCAGCACCGAGGGGGCUCACCCCUGUCAAAUUCGCCCUCGCCCUCGAGGCUCCCCAUAGGGUUAAUUAAUACGUCUCGCAUUCUAUUGGCCGACUAUUAGUUGUCGGAGUGUAUAUUAUACAGCAGCAGGGUAUGUUUGUGUGUGUGUAUUUCAUGGACGCUCCCUUUCGUAUUGUAUAUUAUUAUAUUGAAAAAUACGCAUCGUAUUGAAAAAAAAAAUAUAUAUAUAUAAAACCCACUUAGAACUUGGAAUAUCAAUACGAUAUAAAAAAAUAAAAAUAAAAAAUGUCCCGCUAGUCUAGAAUGGCUGUUUUAAUUGGCUCUUAUUCCGUCUUGUCCCUUUAUAUUUUUUAUUUGUUGUAAUCAAAUAUAAUAUACAAACCCCGAGGACAGAUUUAUAAAACGUAGGUACCUCGGUUAAUAAUAAGCUAAAGCCUGCUUGAGAAAUUAUGUACAUAUAAACCACGUCAAAAUCAAAACCAGUUGUAUUGUAUUAAUAAUAUAGCAGAGCGAUAUUUUGUGCCAGUAUACAGUAUUAUUAUACAUAUUUGUUCAUCUAUAUAAUACUUUUUCUCGAAUCUUAUUUUAAAAAAAAAAAAAACAUAUUUCAAAAAACAACAUAUUAAUGCUGUUUAUUUCUGUUGAUUAAUUUCACAGCAAUUUUUAGUUCAAAUCAAUAUAUAAUAUUAUUGGUACGUAAUUAUCUAUGAUGCAUUAUUUAUUAAUACAUCGCUCGAAUGUAUUCAAAUUAUCAUUAUUUAUUUGGUUUAUAUAAUAUUAUUAUAUUCAUUUAUUUUUUUUUUUUUUAUAAAAUAUUCGUUAAACGUUAUACAGUUGCUUAUAUAAUAAUAUACUAGCUGGCGUUGCCCGUGCUAAUUUCUCAUUUUUUUUACCUUUAUUUCCACAUUCUUUUGUUUGUAUAAGUAUAUAUUGAACUAAAAAAAAAAAUAGGUGGCAAGUUGGUAGUCCGCGGACUAAAAGUGUUCUAGUGUAUCAUAUAUUCUUUCAUUCGUGUUACCAUAAAUACCUGCACAAUACAGGGAUUAAACUGUAUAAUAUCCACUAAUAAUAAUUCUAAACUUAUGAGGACAUAAUAGUACUGUAUAGUGUUGUUAUUGUACAAAAAAAUACAAAAAUUCAGAGAUGACGUUUUACGAAUUUUCAUUUUUCACUUACUCACCCUGUACAGCGCAUACAUUUGUUUUAUGUUACCAAGGGGUAGCACAUUCUAGCCAAUAACAUACCGGCAGUCAGAUAGACUAAUUAUAUUAAUUUUUUAUAGUUCUUAUGGCAUUUUUAUUUCUGUUUAUCUUUUGAAUUUCAUUCGUGUUACUAUGGAAAUCCAUUAUUCAAUUAAAAUAAUUUAAUUUUCAUUCCAAAAUGUAUACAACUAUUGUGUUGAUAAAGAUGUCCAUAAAUAAUAUAAUGUUCAAUCGUUUAAAAAGAUUGUUCAUAAAUGAACACAAGUUACACAAUAAUUUAAAUAUUAUCAAUUAUAAUUAACCUUUGGAAACUUACAAAAAUUCGAAGUAAUAAACAAAUUACAAAAUAAUCGUUCAAAAUAAAUUUUGACUCAUACAUUUUGUAUAAUUGGCAUACACACUCGGAUAUCCAGUUUGUUUAUACUAUAACGUUAUAAAUUCAUACCUAUUAUAUGAUGAAAAGUGAUAAUCUUAGAUGUGAAUUCGUAUAUAUUUACAUAUUUAUCGUGAACGAUAAUAAUCUAAUUAUUCUAUUAUGGAAAUAUGUUGCAAGAAAAUCCGAUUGGUUUAAGCUAUACGGUUAAUAUUAUAUACUUUUGUUAAAUAUUCAGCUAUUAAAAAAAAAAUACUGGUGUAUAGCCGUUUUACAUUAUGUAUUGUUUACUUCUCCUUGCUGUGACAAUUUUUGUAUCAUUGAAGAUGUGAUUUCAAUACUUGAAUUAGACGCCAAUUCAGUAGAAAAUACUAAAAAUUAUUCAUUUAAAAAAAAUUUAGUGUACAUAUCUUUCAAUAUUACAUUCCUUGCCGAUUCCAUUACUAAACUUGAAUCUCAAAACUGGCCCUGGGUUGAUUGCUGGGGUAUUGUCUAUGAUAAUAACUGAAAGAAGCCCCCGAGAAGGUCGAAAAUAAGUUAAGAAAAUAUUUUAAAAAAGUAUUUAGUAAAAAUCCCGGUUUAAAGAUAUGAUUCGAGCUAUUGUAAACAUUCACAAUGUAGAAAUGCACAAACUUUCUCGAAUUCAGUCUUAAAGAAUUAGGCACCUUUUUGCUCCUAUUACUUCUGUCGACGCGGAAUGGUCCUUUAGCUGCUAAAAAUACGUCUCAAUCGACGUCGAUUUACCUUUGUAAAUCUAAAAAGAUUACCCAUUGUUUUGUUGACUACGAGUAUCCUAUACUCAAAUGAAUAAAUAUGUGACUUGAAUAUAUAAUUUAAUUAUAAUAAUUUUAUGUAUAUUAUUUUAUAUUUAUAUGUACGUCUUAUUUUUAAAUUUAUAACAAGAAUUAUAACAUUUUUUUUUGUCUAUAAACCUUGUAUUUUGAAUUGCAUAUUUGUUAAAAAAUAAAUACAUAUACAUCAUGUACAUAUUUUUAAAUUUUAAAUAUACAUAAAUCCGCACCCAAUACUUAUAUGUUAUAAGUAAUAAAUUAUAUAAUAGUUUUUUUUAUCAUAUAACUUCGUACGGAUUUAACUGUUACAAUUCUCAAAUAACCACGGUCCUGGAUUUUUUAUUCCAUUCCGUCUCCACAACUCGCUAUAUUCCGUCCGUUCCUCAUAUAUUUGGCCUUCUUCCCUUUCUCAAUUACUGUUUUAUUGCUUGUUCCAUAUUUUUUUUCACGUUAUGCGAUUAUAGGUUUUGUAAAAAUACAAUUAAAAUCGUGGAAAUUCUUAAUCCACUGAAAGAGUUUUAAUUAUAUGGUUUCAGAUAUUGAGAUUUGUUCUCAAAUUAAAUGACUUGGUAUUUGUGUACGGUGAUAAUUAUUAUAAGCGUGUUAAAUAAUUUUUAUUAUAAAUUCAUUCUUUAUUCAAAUACUAACGUCCCACUAUUUGAAAUGUUUGCAGAACAUUUAGGCAAGCUUUGCGAAGAAGAAUUUCAACAAAAAAUAUUAGAAUGGCAACAAAAAGAGCAACAAAGAAAACAAAAAAUGGAGAAAAAGUUGAACAAGUUAAAACAGUCGGAAAAGAAAACGACUCCAGGUAAAUAUGUAAAAUUAGUUGUUAAAUUAAAUGGUUUAAUAAUAAUUAUGUGUUAUUAUUUUUUGCCCAAAUAUUUAAAUUUUGAAUGCGAUAAUUGUCACGAACGAAAAAAAAAAUUCUACCGACUUCAUUUGGGAGAGCUGUAGGUGUGAUGAAAACUAAAAAAAACUACUCUUUUUUCGCAACUACAUGGUUGAAAUUCAAUUGAAAUUUGAUCUCUUUGAUAAUCUCGCUUUAAUCUACUCUGAUUCCUGAGUUUUGAGCUCAUUUUAUUCAGAGGGAGCCUCUAAAAUUGCUAAAAUAUGUAUAAUGCUAUACAUAAUGUUUUAAACAUAAUACAAUACAAUAUAGUCUUCAUUUUCUGGGAUAGACGAUAAAGUUGAUUAAAAAUAAUAUUGUAUAUUCAUUACCUAUUAGUUUAGUAUAUAAGGAAUAAACGGUUUUUUUUUCGGGUUCAGACUUGAAUAAAUAAAAAAAUAAUCGAUGAAUUUAUUUCAACAACAAAUAAUAAAAUACUUAUUAUUUAACUGUAAUUACACAUUGGAAACUUGAAAAUUACUAUAACAAUUGAUUACUUUUUGUCAUUCAAAUUUAAUACGUUUUUAUCCAUAAUGUACCUGUGUAGGUAACAAAAGAAUACAUUAUAUUCCGUUGUUUACGCGUUUUUGAAGUUUUAUUUAUACUACUCUUGGCACGCAUAAAAUUAAUAGUAAAACGUAUACAUUAUGUAUACUCGAGUGCCUUACUCGACUUCUUUACGUGUUUUUAUGUGUCCCUAUACUUAAAAAACGAAUCGGCUCGGUGCUGCACGUUGUAGAGUAUAAUAUGAUAAUAUGAUACGAUUUUUAUUUGUAUAAUAAGAUUUUUUUUUUCCUCUUAGACGGAUAAACGCGUCGGGAGGGUGUUUUUUCGUAUUCGAUUAUAUUUAUUGCGUAGAUUGUAUUAUAUUUUUUUUCGCCGAGAAAACGCGUAAUAAAAUAUUUACUGCGGAGAUGAAACGAAAAAUUUAAAUAAUAAAAAUAAAAAUAAAAAAAAAAUCUAGACGGGAUGUUCGUGUAAAUAUCAGUCUCGGUCUCUUGGUCGGUUCGUCGUGUACAGAUUUAGCCGGAAACGUCGCUGCAGCAGCAGCAGUUUAUUGGAGCAUUCGGAAAAAAUAACGAGCUCAACGUAAAAGCAAUGACCGUUAAAAAAAAAAAAAGAAGAAAAGAAAAAAUAAAUAUACCUACGUAUAAUAAUAAUACAAUUUUUUUUUUCUAAAAGGGCGUAUCCCAUGGCAACGGACACGGUGAAAGGCGUUGCUAUAUAUUAUCGCGCUCGGGUAUCCAUGGCGACUGUAGGACUUAGGACAACUUUUGCCUCUGACAAUGGUGUCAGCGGUCCCCCGCAAUAUAUGAUUCUGUACUCGCCAUAUAAUACAGGGUGUAUUUGCAGGAUUUGACUAUUUUUCACGCAAGUAUACAUUACUCAUAACUAUACAUACUAUCGUAUAUUGUCCUUGGCAAUUUAAUUGGCCCUCUUUUUCUUUUUUUCUAAUCAUUUAAAUGCAGAAUUUUUAAAAAAUCUUUCGAAAAACGAAAUCAACAAAAUAAAUUAAAUUUAACGUGUCAUCCCUGCAGGCUCCAUGAUUAUAAUAUCACCAAUAUAAACCAUCAUCGUGGAUAUAUUAUGUUCAUACAUAUAAUUAUACGGCAUCUGUGUCACCGAGGUAAUCCAUAAAUCAACUAAACAUAAUUAGAUUUGUGUUCCAAAAUUGUCGAAAACUUUGUGUGAUCAACCGCCUUUGUAUAGGGAGUUGAAUUUCGGAAAUACGGCUUUCUGUAUGUAUACGUUCAGAUCUCUACUUACAAUAAAUACAGCUUUGGAUCGCACAUGAAAUUCCUUUUAUUAUCGUAUACUGAUUGCGGCAACUUAGCGUUUACUCGGUGAUUUAGUGUUUACUCGUAUUCAUAUAGCCAUGAAAAAUUAUUUAUUCAUUUUUUGAAAUAAAAACCAUUUUUUCAAGUUUUAUGAAAUUUUUAAUUAAAUUCAUAAAGUGUAAUAUUGGUAACCUUUACGUGAAACGUCAAAAUGAAUACUAUAAUUCGAUGAACUUUUUCAUCGUAGUGUACUACACAAUCGUAUAUAAUAUUGUUGAUUGUUUGAUUACCGUUCAUAUAUAGCUCCACUUAAAAUAUUUUACAUUUUACAUUACACGAUUGAUUUUAUUUAUGGUCUGAAAUACCAGAUUAUAAAAGAUCCAAUAUUGUAUAAAGAUUGUGCGACAAAAGAAAAGUCAAAUUAUACGAAAUAGUAGAAUUAGGCGUGUCCGGAUUAAGUGAAUGCAACCGAUUUUAUGGAUAAAAAAAAAAAAAAAAAAAACUGUGACCCCUGUGUGAGAUAGAGGCGAAAGAGAAGUGAAUUGUUAAAUAACAAAAUAGAUAAUAAAAAUUAAAUGACAUGGUUUAUCUGUUCUAUUUCACAAAGUGGGGGUAGCCGAACGGUCGGCAAAGAAAAAAAAUAACACGGUGAUGUCGAAUUUCGGUAACAGUUUCACGAAAAGACAUUGUACGCUGGUGAAAUUUUCACGAUUUUUUUUUAAAAAAAAAAGAAUACUGUAGUUUUCAUUUCGCAGUUCAAUUUCGCCGAGUGGAUGCGACAUAUUAUUGUUAUUGUACAGUAUACACUACACAAUAAAAUACGAAUUCGCAGGGAUCGUGCUUGUCCGAUUGUUGUAUUGAAAAGCGCCCGGGGAUGACGUCUCGCGAUGGCGGAAACUCGGCAAAUUAGACGGCUGCGCAGCGUGUUCGGAUCCCCUCGUGUUCCAUUACGCGAUGGCGGGAGAUUUUUCUCCGCGAUGCAUAUACAAGUCGCAUAUUAUUCAGCCUAAUGGGACCUUUAAUGCACGAGAGAAAACGCGCGUGCGACGUUUACAAAAUGGAACGUCUGAAAAUAUACGAAUGUAUAUUGAAGUGCACGCGUAGUGUAAAAUUGGGAGGCGAAUGUCUGCGGCGCAUCGGAGUUUUUCAAUAAUAAAGAUUUUAAAAGAAAAAAUCCACUUUUUAUAUAUACCUAUUUUUAUUGUUUUAUUUCCGUCAAUAGGGUUUUUGUUGUCUCCCACAUAAUACGUAUACUCUUUAGAGAUAAACUUCGGUAUUUAUUUUGACGUUUUGGAUAUAGUAUACGAUGUAUAAUAUUGUACAGUAUCUAUAACAUUUACCUAGUUGGACUAGAAUGAUUUUUUUUUUUUUAAGUAAAAUACGUUACGUGUGCAUAAUUUAUUUGAACAAUUUUUCAGUUUUGCUUUGAUACAUUUGCGUACGUUUUGUAUUAUUUAAAUAGAUGUCCCGGUAAUAGCACGUGUCGAGAAUUAUUGUCACUUUUAUUCUUAAAAUUAACCCAACCAAUGACGAAUUAGAGGACUCGUAGGAGGUUUUUUUUUAAAUAGGUGGAUGUUAGAUAUCUAAGUAUAGGAAGUAUUUAAUUGAAGUAGAAUAUGCAGUCGUUUAUGAAAAAGACUACAUAUUUAACAGUAAUAUUAUAUGUAAUAUAUAGCCACUGAACCCAACUACCUAUUCAAAUAUUCCAUUCAAUUUUGAAUUCUAUAAAAAAAAAAAAAAAGAAUUACGAAAAGAUUAAAAAUUAAAAAUAUUAUUAUUAUUAUUAUUUAUGUAAACAUUUUUGUGUUAUAGUUAACAAAAUAAAUUCUGUGAUUUGACAGUAGAAGUUGACAUACAUGUGUUAAACACAUAGUCCAUCUUUUAUAUUCGCUGUAUUCGAUACCUCCGACGAUUCUAAUUGGCUAUUUCGUUCGAUUAUUCACGAUAUUUUUAGCUCGAUUAAAAAAAAAAAAUAAUAAAACGUUUAAUAUAAUAUAGACACGUAUACUAUAUACAAUCCUACAAAAUAAUAUUAUGUUAAACGAACCUCGCGGACGCGUCAGACUAUACACAACGGUCGUAAGCGAUGAAUGGAAACCGUAUACUUGUUUAAAAUAUAUUGCAGAUUUCAUUCAUUGUGAAUCACUCUAAAAACUUUAUCGAUCCUAUUAUCGGUGGUUAUAAUGGUCAAACAAUUCAGUGUCUGUGGUCGAUUUUGAAAUUGAAGAUCUCCAGGAAAAUGUCGCAAGGCACGGCGCCGAAAAUGUUACACGGGCAUUUGGCCGAUGUCUGGUGGUUUAAAAAAAAAUAUAUAUAAUACAGACGGUGGGAUCCCGAUGAAUUUGGCUACCGGUUAAUGCGGGCAGCCGCCUAAUAUGAUGGGCAUAAUGGUCUGGUCCGGGUUCUAAGGUAUAUGCGUUACAGUGAAUGUUGUGAAAUCGGUUAACGUCGUUGUAAUUAUACUUUUUGUGUAUAAAACCCGAUUUCGUGCUGCUAGUUUUAACACUAAAUUGUGUGUGAGCCGUUUGUCGAACUCAAUGGUAAGAACAUCGUCAUUGUCUGUAUUCGAACGUUGGUUUUUUUUCUCGGUGUUUCAAUUUUCAAACGAGUCACAAACGUGUGAAAUAUUACGAUUCGAAAAUCGUCGAAUCCAGACGAUUAAAAAUUCUAUUAUCGAGAAAAAACCUACGUACAAACACAGACGACACAAUAUGCUCGCCGUUAAAUUAGGCAGCGGGCCUGCGACGCACUCCAACAACGAAUCAAAACGAACGGCGCGAAAUAGGUGCGAGUAUAAUUAUAACGACAUUGACCGUAACGUAGUAUCGUGUCGUAUUUUCGUCAUUUCGGUUAAGGGCCGGGUGACCGCUCAAUGUCGGCAAGUGUGACCGGUCCCGACGCGCCCACGUCAAGCGGAAUCCCUCGCUGUCCGCUAUGUACAUGUGUGUAUAUUUUUUUUAUUUUUUUUUUUUUCAAAUUUUUAUCGCUCGUCGUCGCGGUCGCGAGGCGGUUAACCAAUUCCGUUGUCGAGUGCUGCAGUAGGCAAUCCGUUCUAUUGUUUUCACUAUUAUUAUUGUACAACUCGUAUUACAAUAGUCGUACACGGUACUUUUAGUUCCGCGGCGCUCGCGACCCGCGCGAAACAAAACAAAAAAUAGAAAUGAAAAAAAAAGAAAGAAAAUACGCGAGUUAAUCGGCUUCUCGUCGCGUACAUGUGCGUAGGUCCAGAAAACCCCUUUCGUAGAGGUACGUACAUGUAUAAUAUUAUAAUAAUAUGUAAUUACAAUUUCUUUGACGCGCGAAACAAAAGGGACUCGAGCGAUUUUUUUUUUCUUUCUACAAAACACCUUGUGUACGCGGGACGGGCCGGGGCCCCGGCGUUUUCGACGUCGCUCCUCUCGACGCCGGUGAAAACGACGUUCGGCGUAUAAUAUACGCGUGUGCGCGGCUUAUUUAUCGUAUCCUUUCCUAUUGUACGCCGUACGCGAAUGCGUGUCGGACCGGCCGACCUUUAACAAUGGACCGCGCGCGCCGGGUGCCCCCGCGCAUUAUAUACAGCGCGCGCGCCGCCGUACCGGCUUACACGCGGCGGCGGCGGAGGAGGAGGACGCGCGGUCAAAUAUCCUCUCUCGCGCACGGCGCGGCGACGAAUGUAAUGCAAAAAAUGAACAAUAAAAAAAAAAAAAAUUCCGCCGCCCCGAUCGUUUCAUCCGAGCCCGGGUCGGACGGGAGUCUCUCUAAAACCGUGCGCGCGCCGCGAUGGGGGUGCGUCAUGUCGUUAUUACGCGCGUACACCUAUAACGUUCGUCGGCAAUCGUCCGUGUUCGCGUAACGCGCGCGUUUCGUGAUUGCGAUAUUGUCCGCAUUGGCGCGUGAACGUUUCAUAUAUUAUUCAUUUUGAUCGGAUUACCGCGUAGAGGCCGCGUCCUGUGUGUACGGGGCCCCGGGAACCGAAACGCUCGGGGUUGACUUUUCGACGUAUUAUACGUAUAUAUAUAUAUACGUAUAAUAACAAUGCGUAAUAUAUUAUAAACUCGGUGCGUUUCCGGCGCGUUAAAUCCGAUACGUAUUAUACGCGCACACCACACGAUACGAUACAAUACACAUAGCAGUCGCGAAAAGCUGGACGGUAUUAUCGAUACUGACGCGGAACCGAUUUCGCGCCGACGGGUUCUCAUUUAAUAUCGUGUAUAGAGCGCGCGGAAUAUAUUCAUUGGCCUGCCAUCGAAUUUAUAGGAAAGAACGCGAUUAUCUGUCCGCCAUAUGAUCGUCCGUCGGUUUUUUUCUCGAAAUUUUUAAUUUUCCGGGGAGACGCGUUAAUUUUAGAUUUCGAGUGGAGCGAAGAAACUUAUAGUUUUUACAAGGUUUUUUUUUAUUAUUUGUGUGCAACUUUUUUGAAAGAAAAACUAAAAAAAAAACCGUUAAAAUAUAUUACGGCGGCCUUCUUUUUUUUCUGUGCACAACUUUUCUACCAGCCAUUUCGCUCCAACUUUUAAUGAUAGCGAUGUUUCUAAAAAGAAAUUUUACUAGCGAGGUACUUUAGAGAGGUCCUUUUACGAAUUACUCCGGAGUUUCCUCAGCAAAUGUGAAAUGCUGGGAAAAAACAUAGGAAAACCGGGGUAACCGGUACAACAUUAAACAAAUAUUAUUAAAGAAAAUAUAUAGAGCCUAUUUAAUUAUUUUACUAUAAAAUGCCAUAUAUAUUGUUGACAAAGCAUCACUAUCAACUGAACUCCACUUAGAAUCGUUUUUCCGUAAGCAAUGGCUUAUUGUUGCUUACAGGUAUACAUUAAAUUAUCUAUAACAGUGGCUACACCCGUCCCUAUUACCCUAGGAAGUCUUUUUUUUAAAUUUUAAUAUUUCACGUAAUCGUGUGAUAUCUCGCUUGAAAAAAACACAAAACUUACGAUCACGAUCUUAUACUUUUGAGUUUGAUAAUGGGCCAAUUCGCUUCAGUAUCGAAACUAAAGUCCCAUCGAAAACUUAACAGCGUUUAUUUUGAAUAAUUAUACAUAAUCAAUAUAAUAUUCUAUACCCUGUUUCAAAAGAGAACAGACCGCUUUCGCGACCAGUUUUCGUGGCAUACCCAUCGGGUAGGAGGCACCGGUCACGAACAUAAACAUGUUAAGAAAUGGCACGUCUAACAUGUCUAUGGCCGUGUUACCUGGUGGAUACGCGCACCGCCGAACGAAAACUGGUCGCGAAAACGGUCUGUUCUCUUUUGAAACAGAGUACAGUAUAAUAUUGUUGCGAAAUACUGUAAUGCAAUAGUCUCUCCGAGGCCGACAUUUCGGAUCGAUACGAACGGCUUCAGCCGACUUGUAUAGCAAAAUUGAAGUUUUUAAAAUACGCUAAAUUUUAGAAAUAAGACUUUUUUUUUUAAACGCCUUAUCGUAACGCAACCGACCUGCGGCGCGUAUGGCCAAAUAAUGUUAUUUAGCUAUAUAGUAAUAACCGGCCGAGAUGCCAAUCGUCGUCGAAAAUAUAAGCGACAACGGAAACACUCCUCACUAAUUCCGCGUGAAAAACCGGCUAAACGAAUAUUCGCCUCUAAAAUGCGCGAUAUAUUUUCGGCUUAGUUUUAUAUUUCGCAAUCGUGUGCGAGUAUCCGAAUCGAAUAGCCUUUUUGAAUGUUCGGUUCGCAAUUGGACAUUUGCAUUGCGGCGAAUUUCGGAAGUUAGUUUAUAAUAUACAAACUGGCAAUCCAAAUUCAAGUUCACGAAAAUUUAUUGUCGUGCGCGUUUCGCGAAAUCACGCAAACAAUAUAAUAAUAUUUAUAUACAUAGACAAUAAACGAGUCGUACUGUGGAUUUUCGGUGGACACUCCGAUACGACAUCGAAACGAGAUGAGUCGUUUCAAAAAUCGACUUUGCGGUCGAAAAACUCCCGACUUUGUAUUCCACGUUGUUACAUACCAAUAGUAAAUAAUUUAUAUAUUGCUUGCGUGCGUGUGUGUAUUUAUUAUUCGUACGCAAAAGGUCACACGGACAUGGACUGCUGGAGACGGCUUUUUCUCUCAUGUCCCUCGCGGAACAUUUCGUUUAAAAUGUAUUAUAUACAUUGUAUGACGACCGAGCGCAGUGUAUACAGGGCGAUUCGUCUAUCGCGAGCGUAGAAUUCGCGUAAAUUUUAUUUCCGGGCUAUUAUAUCGGACAUGAUGAAAUCGUUACGAAACGUUCAAAACGUCACCCUCAUUCCGUAGUGUACAAUAGUACCCUGUAAACACGUAUCGAUUCGCAACCCUGCACAUUUUUAUAAUAAACGCCCGUUCGAAUAGGGAAUAUUUCGUAUCCGUAAUAUAUACGACUAAUGUCGGGAAUUUGCCGUUUACGACUUAAAAACAGUUUGAAAUGUAAGCCGGGAGAGUUGAGAUAGUUUAUUUGGGUAUACAAAUUUGACUGCCCUUCGCUAUAGGUAUCACUCCUGUUUAAAUUUUCGACUGUUAGAUGACACAUUAACACCCAAACAUAGUGUGCGAUUUUUUUUUUUUUUUUUUAUACCAUAUAUGGCUCUAACAAGUACAUAAAUAUCAAUAUUAAUCGAAACGCUCGAUUAAAAUCAAAGUAAAUCGAAUAUAAGUAUCCGAUAAAUUAUGCUGACAAUAUUACAGCGGGUAUCGACAAUUUUAGAAAAAAAUAUCCUUAUUUAAAACAAGCUCUAUAACGUCUAUAGAACGGGGAUAAUUUGUUGAAAAUAUAUCGCGAACAAUGAAAAUUUCGCGUGCUUAUCUGCGGUGACUGAAAAAAACCAAAGUCAGAUUUUCUCGAAAUCGUAUAUCUUAUACCGUAUACCGUAUAUCGUAUACCGAUCGCCUCGUACUCGUAAUACGCUGGAGAAACGCCCGAUAUAAUACGGAGUGUUUCACGAUAAUGUACCCGAUGUAUGUAUACAAAUGAUAUUAUAUUAUACGAUACAAUAUCCGGUUGUGAUGUCGUACGUGAUCUACCAUUUUCGUUUUUCAACAGUACGCAAUAAUCUACCCGAAAACGGUUACGAAUUACUUUGUUUUUAUAAAUUAUUUGCUAUCGUAUACCUAUAUUUAUCAUCGAAUACUAUUCGUAUAGUCACUAUAGUAAAUAAUUAACGAGUUUGCGUAUUGUUAGGUCAACCUAUCGCUUAAGCUAAUAAAAAUGUCUGCAAGGAUCACGACUCGUUAUCGUUUGUAAAACGGGUAUCGCUUCGCGGGACACCCUGUACACGCUGUACACGAGAUAUGCUCGCAGCGGCACAGAUAGCUGCGAGUGACGAGAGCGCGAGAACAGAGAGGUCCCGAGAGAGAGAGAGAGAGAGAGAGAAAGAGAGACAGACACAGAGACAGAGAGAGAAAGUGAAAAAGCACCUCGACCGGGACAGCGAGUGGCAAAGAGCGAUUUAUAUUUCAAGUGUGAAACGCGCCGCGGCGGCGUAUCCCUUGGCAACGUGACGGCGGUGGCGGUAGAUGGGUGUACGCACAAAUACAUAUAGAAAGAGAGAGAGCGUGAGAGAGAGAGAGAGAGAGAGAGAGACUGACUCGCAACGGCGACGGCGGACGUGUCGUCGUCGGCCGCGGCGGCGGCGUCCAAUAAAAACGCGCCGGGCCGGACGCGCGCGGAAGUCCGGCAGCGCCGCCGUGCAGACGACGGCACAUAAAAUGGCCGGCGAUCAAUGAUCGCCGCCUCGCCCCCUCGCAGCGAUCGACCCCCUCCCCCCGUCCAUCCCGUCACCCCGCGGCGUUCACCCUCUCUUCGCACCCCUUUCCGUCGACUGGAAGCGGUCGACGAACGGUGUCGCGCGCGUGACUCUGUACACGCGGACGACCGAAUCCGCGAAGCUUUUCUCGAUUUCGCUCUGCAACACGUCAUCGCCGACCAGACGAGACGACGCGAUAUUUUAACCGGCAUAAAGCUGCAGUACCUCCGAUACAAUAAUUGUAUCGCGAUACAGUUCUACGGAAGUCUCGAACAUAAUGUGUAUCGCGGUACACUGAAAUCAAUGUCUCUAUUGUACCAAGUAUUUAGAUAUUCGUUUUGAAUUAUCUCGCCCGGGCUGAAGAUAGUGGGGGGGGGGGGUAAGCGGAAUCAUUUUCUCGCCCGGUUUUUCGAAAAAAAAAAAAAAAUUAGAAAUUGAAAGUGAUUGUACGAAAAAUGGAGGAAUUGUCGGAAUUAUGUUUCUAAUAAAUAAAAAUCUCGUAUUUUUUCUUGUAAUAAUAAUAUUUCUAUUUUCAACAAUAAGUAACAUUAUAUAUCAGAUAGAAUUUAAAUAGUUGGUUAAUUUCUUAACCCAUCGGGUUGUGCCAAAGAUAAGAGUGCCAUUAAUUAGUAUAAAUUAAAAUUAUUAUAACAAUUAAAAUAAUGACUAUAAAUUAUAGCAUUAAUAAUUUACAGUAAAAAAAUAUAUAGUAAACAGAACAGUAUAUAAAUUAAAAACCAAAGAUAAUAUAAAAAUAACAUAAUUAGAUUAAUUGAACUAGUUCACAUUUAAAUUUUCUAAAGUUAUUAAAAUAACUUAUGUUUAUUCCGGAUUCAAUACAGAACCUAACAAAACCGUAAUAUAGUACAUCCUGUUCAAAAACAGUAGUUCUCAACCUAGGUCGAACUAAAUUAAUAUUUCUCCUAAAACGUGUCUUAUACCUAAUUAUUAUGAUCAGAUUAUGUCUCGGUAUUAUUAUUUUAUCAACAAAUUGUUUUACGAACAUGCAGGAUAUAAUUUGAUUUUAAGUUGUAAAUGUUCAGCUCUUCAAAAUAAUAUUAUAUUAUUGGCUUGGAAAACAUAUAUUAUGAUAAUAGAAUCUCAGAUAGAAGACAAGGUAGCUUGUACAAUAAUACUAGCUACAAACAUUAAAAAAAAAAAUAUCGGCAAAAAGAAAUUUUUUCGGUGACGAUACAUACAAAAUAAAACCAGCUGUUUAGCCUAACAAGAAAAAACUGAUUUGCUAGCAACAAAUUAAAUGCGUGUGUUUGUACAGAUUAACGAAUAUGAUAUUUAUUUUUUCGUCCUAUCCAUAUCACACCCAGUUAACGUGAAUUUUUAGUCGAUAAACGAGGCCGAAUGUUUGCGCUAUGUACACCGAAAUUUGAAUAUGUUUUAAUAUAUGCUCAAUAUAGUAAACUCGACGUUUAUUUUAUACAAUAUAUAAGCCGUCGUUCCACGGCUUUGACCAUGGAAACAAUACUCUAUAAUAAUAAUUAAAAUAUAAGAACGAAAAUAGAUAAUUCUUUUCCGUGCGAACAAUUUAUUCGUAUUUUUACACAAUUGUCGUUACUUUUCGGUAUGCGUAUAAACUAUUACAGUACACUUUUACGUUAAACGAUAAUUAUUUGCAACGGAUUUUUGUUUUGUUGAUCUUUUUCUGAGUUGAUGAUAUACCUAUUAAUGCGUACUAAUUUAUUAUGUAAAUCCGCGGUAUAAAAACAUCGAAAUAAAUUAUUGUAUUUCGUUAUGCGGGAAAACGAGUAUACUUACCUAUAUAAUAUAUGAAUAUUCAUAUUUUAUACACAAUACAACCCUUGUCUCUCUUUAUAAUAUUAUAAGAGCUGCCUACAAACAAAACUCGUAAUUCAAAGGCCACAUAUCUACCUAUACGUAUAACCGGCUGAACAUUUAUAAUCUCUGCGAGUCAUUAAAAACUUAAUGUGUGUGUGUGUGUGCGUGCGUGUGCGCGCACGUACGCGCGCGGAGGAAAUUAACUUCUAAAACACUCGAGUCGUUUAAAAUAAUUCGAGUUUAUUCUCGGAAAUUCGUCAAACACUUAAACGUAGCAUAAUAUGCGUAAAUACACGUUACGCCGAUUAAAUUAUAAUAAUCGUAGACGCGAAAUUUCCACAGAAUACGUAUACAUAUUAGCCACGGUGGUAUUAAUGUGGUAAAAUUUACAAAACAUUCUGGCGAUUAUUGAACUAUAUGAAGUCUUAUGAAAUUUUUUGGUUUUUUUUUUGUUUUGAAUUUUAUAUUUGGUGUUAUAUGGCGCAAAAAUUAUUUCGGCCCAGGCAAAAUGUUUGAAAAUUUAACAAGAGGUCCGUCAUAAGUUGCACUUGACAAUAAAAAAAAUAAAUCGAGCGUAGUUAUUUAAUUUCAAAUUCCGACGUGUUUCGUUAGCUAACGGUUAGGGUUAUCGUACCGUAUGGAUAUAGGUAAAAAACUAUCCAACCUUUCCAAAUUCUCGCCUACAACAGCGGUACGCUCAUCGGCUAUUUUUUCAUACAUCUUUGAAUAUUUGAUUUUACAUAUUGUAUACUAGUACAUAUUGUAUUGUUUACUAAACGGCUGUCGAUGACAAUGUGGAAAUAUUACUAAAAACGAAGUAUUACGGCCUGAGGUACCUACUAUGCACCUCAAGCCGUUAUUAUAAUACACUGUAAAAGGGAUAAAAAAUGAAAACUCUAUAGGUAAUAUUUAUUAUUGGUCGUAGCGAAGAAGAGUGUGCGACACACACAUAAUACAUUUUGCCGUCGUGUCGUCUCCGCUCGUCUUUGUUUGUGAAGCGAACGCGGAAAAAAAAUAAAUAUACGAGAGAAAAUUCUUAUAACAACUCCUAUCGUCGUUGUGCGGGGCAAAAUAUAUCCUCCCUGGGGGGCUUUUCACAAAAGGAUUUUAUGUAUUAUACGCGGAGCACUUCGCGCGCGCGCGCUCGCGUUUUUGUCAUUAUUAAAAAUAAAUGGGGAACGAAAACGCGAUUAAUAAUAUCCCCGCGGGCUUCUGCAGUACAUUAUGAUGAUGGCGUGUAUAUAUAUACAGAAUAUCCGUUCUCGUUGCAGAAGAUAAGCUCUCGCGAAUCCGUUUACAAACAAACGAAAAGUCGGCUAUCGUCGUCAGACGUCUCCUCCCACGCACAUCACCCAGCACGCACCCUUUCGCCCGGCACAUUCAAUUAUAAAACCGGACGUCUUAGCAUUUUUGAAUAUAUGUAUACACGUGUCCUAUCUAUCGUUGCAUUAUUUCACGUUUUUAUACUGUUUUCGUGUUAUUUUUAUUUUAGAUUCCGAGCUGAACGAGGAAUUCAUUGGUUUUGCAAUGAUGUUUAUUUUUUUUUAUACGUGUACAACUUUUUUGACUGAAAGCUCACCUCGAUUUACAAGUGUAGCACUUUUUUUGAAAGAAAAUCUGAUUGGGGUGGUACUUUAAGGAGGUCAUCUUUUGUUUUUCCCAGUAAAUGGGAAAAACGGGAAAAUAGGUACAAUAUUAAACAAAGAAUUGAAGAAAAUAUAUAAUGCAUAUGUAAUUUAUUUUACCAUAAAAUGACGUAUAUAUUAAAUAUUGACAAAGAAAGAAUUACUAGCAACCGAACUCCGUUCAGAAUCGUUUUUUCGUUAGCAAUGGCUAAUCGUUGCUUACAGAUAUGCAUUAAAUUAUAUAAAACAGUGGCUGCACUCGUCCCUAUUAUCCUAGAACAGUUUUUUUUUUUUUUUUAAUUUUUUUUUUUCUUUUACAGAAAUACCCGUUUCACCGGUUAAAAAUAAAGGACGGUCAACGAAGCCUGCAGCGGGUACCGUCAUCACCAUUCGCAGCGAUGACGAUGACACUGACGAUGAAAUGUCCGUGUUUAAACAGCCCGGGAAGAAGAGAAAAAUGAACAAGGUCAGCAAUAAUAAUAAAUGUGAUAAUGUGAGCCUGGCACUAUGUACAUUGUUGUUUUCUUUUUUUAGCAGACUCUAUAUCAAUGUAUUCCAGGAACGCAUAAUAGCGAGUUUCCAUUUUCUAUACAAAUAUAUUUUAAUCACUAUAAAUUGCGGUUAAAAGGCGUUUUUCAUCUCAUUUUUAACUGUUUGUUUGCAAUUUUUAAAUCCUGACCCUUAUUAGUGAUAAAAUUAUAUAUUUUAUAAUUAAAAUUCUAUCUGUCUGUAAGCUAUAUGAAUCUACAGUUUUAUUCCGAUCUUGAUGAAACUUUGUGCAUUUGAAAUUUUAAACAAGAACAAAGUCGGUGGCUAACACAGGGUUUUUGGUAUUUUUAGAAUGAAAAUCGCUUUUUUUUUUUUUUACAUUAAUGGGUAAAAAAAGAGUUAUAAUUAUUUAAUCGAAUCGUCACAGACAAGAAAGUAACCAUUUUAAAAGAUAAAUUAACGGGAAAUAAAGAUUAACUAUGACAGGUAUUAUAAACGAGAGAACGCGUAAACACGUUAAAUUACAUUUAUUUUAUUGAUUUCUGUUUUUGAACGGAUUGAACCUGGGAAAUACUGGGAUAUUUAGUUAGCAUACAAUAUUUAGAACUGCUAAAAUGGAUUUCCGUUAUAUGAUUUUUUUUUUUCCCCCGUUAUAAUGUAGGACGUGUCUAAUGACAAGAUGAUGUUCAACGAUGACUCAAUAAUGACCGACGAUUCCAGUUUUAAUAACAGUAGUUUGAUAACGGACGACGAAGAGAACGAGAGCAACGAUUCGAACAUCAUGAAAAGUGAAAUUAUUCCGUUGCCAAAAAAACCGAAGUGAGAUACGAUCGUGUAACACCAUUUUAUCAUACACAUUGAAAUGUUUAAAAUGGCUAGUAUUAAAUUUAAAUUUUGCAAACCUUUAUGACUAAAACUUUUAAAAAACUAGCUAAAACUACGUACUAAUUUUAAUUUAACCGACGUUUUAUUUCACAUGUUGAAAUUGAAGCAAUCUUUAUUACCUACGUACAAAAACUGCGCACUGACUUAGAUAGACUAAAAUAUAAAUUAUAUUCAAUGAUUAAAGAUCAACUAACUGCAACGACCAAGACACUGUUGAUGUGCAUUAACAAUUCAAGAUACUAGGCCCACUAUGGCACUGAAUUGUAUUGCAGAUGUAAUUAUUGCAAUUUGAAAAGAAUAAUUAAUUAUUUAUGUGUGGGCACAUCUCCAACUUUUUGAUUAAGAUGAUGUCAUGACCGUUUGUGUAGUCUCCACCUUACUAACUUACGAUAUAGCAAAAUUACGUUACUCAGAAGAUAAAUUGUGACGUUUAGACUAAAAUUGAAGUUUUAUCACAAAUAACAAAAUUUAAAGAAUUAAAGCUAUUUAAAAAAAUGUAAAAACAUGGCCGUAACUUUUUUAGCUGACAAUUUUUUAUAAAAAAGCUCGUGUAGCCCAUGAAAAUAUUCUUCUCUUUUAAUUUCAUUGUUUGCAUUAAAAUUCAAAUUUAAACCUAAAAAACACAAUUUAUGUUCUAAAUAUAUGAGAAAAAGCAUUACAAAUGAAUAGAUUUGGCAUUUAAUACAAAGGAUUUGAUUUUGAUUGUUUUUUUUUUGUAGGAUCGUUGUUCCCAAAAUUUAUUUUUGUACAAGAACUCAUAAACAAAUCGAUCAAGUCAUUAAAGAAUUGCAAAGGACCAAUUACGACGACGUCAAGUGAGUUUUUUAAAGGAAUACAACUAUACAAAAUAAAAUACACGAUGUGGUGGAUCUGAAGUUCGUUUAAAUGAGCUAAGGAGGUUUAAAAUUUAAUUAAUUCAAGGCUUCUAACAGUGUUAUCCUUAUGCUAAUAAUUCUGUCAAUAUUCAUAUUUUUUAUCAAUUGGGUUUUGUGUAAGGAGGAUACAUAUAGAGAAAAAUCAAAAUUUUAAUUUUCGUUCCUUAAUUAUUAAAAAAAUAACAACUUUAUUUUAUCACUUCAAAAUAUUCAAAAUAGCCAUUAUGUAAAAAAUACUAUUCUAAACAUUUUGAUGUUAAAUACGUUUAUAUCCAAUCAAUAAUUUUUCAGUAAUAGCUGUUCUAAUUUCCAUAAAAUUGGUUUGAAAACAAUUUUCAGUAGAAUAACACAUUAAUGUUUCACAAGCAGCACGGUGUAAUUUCUUACCUUCUAUUGAAUAAUAUAUUUUACAAAAUGGCUAUUUUGAACAUUUUAAACAUUAGAAAAGUUAUUAUUUCAGUGAUUCAGGGAUGAAAAUAAAAAUUUAAUUUCUCCCUGCACAUGCGUCCCCCUAACACACAACCCGAUUGAAAAAUAAAUGAAUAUUGACAGAGUUAUUAGUAUAAGGAUAACACUGUAGGACACCCUGUAUGUAGGUAUUGCAUUACUUUCAUAUUUGUUCGGCUUCGGUGACACACAUAUAAUUUAAGUAACAAUUUUUAAAAAAAUGUAGUUCAAAGAGGGGAUGUGUCGUUCGCCACGUUAUUACCCUUCCCCUUAAAAUCUAGCAAUUGAAUACACGUCAGUGAACUAAUAAUUUGUAUAAUAUACAAUACCUUAUAUAAUAAAUGAUAGGAGUUGUGUUUUGGCGAGUCGCGAACACACGUGCAUACAAGAUUCCAGAAUCCUCUAUCCCGACAUAACGUACAAAUCGAAAACCGAACUGUGCAAAGAUCUAAUGGAUCCGAAAGCGGUAAGUAUAUACAUUCUGUUAAUAAUAACAUUUCGCUACGGAUCAAUCUCUAUUGAAAUGUGUUUUUAUUUCCCCGUCGAUACAUCAUGUUGUUUUGUAUACUCACAUAUAAUACAAUACACAAACGCAUUAUACACACAGUCGGAAUCGAAACGAAACCCGAACCCGUAAUUAUUAUUGUUACUGCGGGCUUAACAAAACAUUUGAUACUGAUGUAUGCACAUUGAAUACCUUUUGGCCGGGCAUUGUCAAAAUGAAUGCACUGCACGGUUAGGUAAUAUAUAUAUUAUUUUUUUUUUUGUUUACGCUUGAACGUGCGCAAUAGAUUGUGACGUAUCGCAUUACUUUGGGAACGCGAAAUAAAAAUUUUGUUGCAUACCUAUGUACAAUAAUUAGCGGAGUUUUUUUUUAAUUUAACAAUCAACACAAAACUACGCGUGAUCAAUAGAUUAUAAUUUAUAACGUAAGGCAAUAUAGGCAAUCUGCAAUAAUUCGGAAAGUAUUAACUUUUUCAGAAUCAUUUUUUCUUUGUGAAAUUUGAGAAACAAGCAGUUCUAAUACGUUGCAGUAGGUACCGUUAUUUUUUGUCAUUCUUAUGUUUAAGGGUGAAAUUACUACGCGUUCUUUGGUUUGAACAUGUUAUCAUAUUUUAUGUUUCAAAAACAAACAUUAACAAAACUAUUUUAAAAAUAAUUUUUACAUUUACAAAAUUUACUUCCGAUGAUCCAUUUUUGAUAUUAUAUGUAUAUUAAAUAUUAUGUAUACCUCUUUCAAAUAUACGAUUUAAAACACAAAACUAGGAAGCGUUUGGUAGUAACUAAAGUAGCGUCGAACAAUCGAUAUUUGAUGAUAAAAACUUAAAGGCGACAAAAAAAAAAAAUGGGUUAUGUAACGUUUAAAGGUGCUUAUUUUGUCUUAAAUUUUCCAAAAAAAGUUAUUAAUACUUUCGACAUUUUGGAUAAGAUAAUAGAUUUUACAUUAUAUUCAUGUGUAUCUAUAUAAUUUUUAUGAAACACGAACAUAAUAUAUUUUAUCGGAUAUCGUAAUAUUAAUUAUUAGUUUAGGGAUUAGAAACUGUAUUCUUAAUUUUUUUAAAUUUGAAAAAUUGUAUUGCCUUAUAAUGAUCACCUUAAGGAUAAGACUUUUCCACUAAUCUACUGUCCGAUACCCAUUUGAGUGAAGCCGGUUUUACUGACGAAUACGACGAUUUAGACCAAAUAGCCUGGAGUAAAAUUGACCCACUAUCGCUCGCCCAAUUUUAAUUUUGAAAAGAUAUUUGAAUUCUUUGAUUUCUUGUUUAUGUUUUGUAGGAAACAUCGUUCGUUAUUUUAUUACAUUUUUUUUUUUUAGUUAAUUUAGUUAAAAUACAUAAUAAAUUUACCUUUAGUUCUUAAAAUAAACUUUUACUUAAAAGAAUCAUGAAAAAAAAAGAAUUUGUAGGUAAAUCAUUAUUGAAAGCAAAAAUUGGAUUACUUGAAGUAUGUUUGUUUUAUCCAGUUUACUGGUUUAAAUGUAUGAAAAAAUGAAUCACUUUCAAUCGCCUUAACUGGACUAUUAUUGAAUUAUUAUAUUACACUAUUGGUGCUCUGUAAAGAAUGUUCAAAGAAAAUAUUAAUAAACAUAAAAUUAAAUUAUUUAUGUGAUUGUAUAUAGAGACAAAGAAAUUCACUAAAGUUUAGGAGGGACAUCGAGAAAUGCAGCUAUUACGAUAACGGUGGUGUGAAAAUUAGUACAUACGGUCUUUUGAACAAAAGCGGUGUGGGAUCUGUUUGGGACAUUGAAGAAAUCGUACGUUUGGGCAAGUCAAAAGGUUCGUGUCCGUACUACGGUUCGCGAAAUUUGAGCAAAAAUGCCGAUAUCGUAUUUUGUCCUUACAAUUACAUCAUCGAUCCGGUCAUCCGAGGCACGGUAAUUGAAGUUCAUAGUGUUUCUAUACCCUAUUGAAAUGAUACGGAAUCUCGAUUCCAAGUUUAUAUUUUACUUUAUACCUAUAAGCUUAAUUAGGUUUUUUUUCUUUCCAAGAUGAACAUGAAUUUAAAAGGGCACGUCAUUAUCGUCGACGAAGCUCACAAUAUCGAGGACCAAUGUCGCGACGCCGCGAGUUUGCAAUUGGAUCAGACGAAUUUGAAUCUGGCCAAAAUGGACUGUGAAAAAUUGUCCAAAUAUGGCCAUAACUCUGUCGUCUAUGGAGCGCUAGUAAGUUGUGUCAUGCAAUUGUGUUAUAAACCGUCGUUACAGGUGGUGUGUAAUAUUAUUAUUAAUUGUGAUUUCAGGCUAGUUAUCUGUCUGAAUUGUCUAAAUGGAUAGAUCAAAAGUCUAAUGACAUUAAAUCGUACGAUGAUUACGAUCGUGGUGCCAUUUCAUGGUCCGGUACACUUACCAUAGCCAGUCUUACCGAACACGGUAUCGGUUUGAAAGCUUUUGAAAAAUUCAAAGUACGUAUAACGUAAUGUAUAUAAUGUCUUAUUGGAAUUUUCGACACAUCGCUUUCAGUUACUAUUAAUUUUGUAUUUUUCUAUACGUUUUUAUUUCUUUAAGGUAUAUUGUGAAAUGGUGUGCGACGAUCAAAACGAAGAAAAGGAACCCGAUGAAAAAUCUGAAGAAAAUAAUUUAAGAGUACUACAAAUGGACGACCCUGACGAAAGUGACUUAUCUCAGUUGUCCAGAAAAGAUAACACCGAUGAAACCCCAAACUCUAAUAUAUCACAUGAUAUGGCUAUUACAAACGCGACUAAAACACUACUGACGUCAAUUUGUGCGGUUUUCUGUUUGUUUUUCAACGACAGCUACAAAAACGAUUAUCACGUUUCACUGGAGAAAGUGAUGCAACUAAAACAAUACGAGCACGGAUCACGAGCAGUAAGUUUUUAAAAAUUAUAGAAAUACUAAUUUCUUCAAUAUUAUUAACAAUCUCUGUUUACUAAGUCUAAGUCUGACGUUGUAGUAUGGCAUACAUAACCUUGAGAAAGAUCACAUUAGAGGACAAAUUGUAUUCCUUUCCUUUGCAGUGUAUUAUCACAAAGUGAUAAUGUACCUACCCAUGAUUCUAAAAAAUAAGCAAUCUUCUUAAAAUUCACUCUCUUUAUAUCGUGCGUUACUUUUAACAACGUCCUAUCUUCCCUCCUUAUUAGUACGUUAGAUGUUCUUGAACUAUUGACUAUUUGAAAUCUAUACUCGUAAAACACGAAACCCAGUUCAAUUUUAUGUUCCUUAUCAUAUUACAUCCUACAGUUCGAAUCAUCGUCUUCAUAGUGCUAAUAAUAUUGUACCCUAUCCAUAGUUUAGUCCUUGUUUGCUUUAAUGUUUUGUACUUCAUACUGUUUAGAUAUAAUUUGUAUAUUUUAACUAUAAUUUAUUAUAAUAAUAAAAUAUUGUAUGUUUAUUUUUCAAUUACCAAUUGAUGUUAAACAUAAUAAAUAAAUAAUUACAAUUUUCUAACUCCUUCCGUUCGUUUAUAAAAUGUUGGCACGAGUUUAAUAUGUUUGAUAUAUUAUUUGUUUUUAAAUUUGGAAUUCGAUAAAAUUAAUAUUUUUUUUGGCUGAUAAACCUUUGAAUUGUAUUGCAGACGAUAAGUCUUGACGGAUGGAUCAAUGCUUCUACUGAGCCUAAGGACACUCGCCCAGUAUGGAAAAACAUUGUCAGCUUCUUAUGUCUGAAUCCGGCUGCCAUGUUUCGCGAACUUCAGGAGAACGCCCGGAGUAUAAUCCUUACUUCAGGUACCCUUUCGCCGAUGCAGUCGUUCCAAUCUGAACUCGGCACCCAAUUUCCUAUCUCGCUGGAGGCCGGCCACGUCAUCAAACCGAAUCAAUGUUGGGUGACGUCAGUUGGUAAUGGGCCGGUAGGGAUCGAUCUCAAUAGCCAGUACACGAAUGUUAAUACGUACAAUUAUCAAGACGAAAUGGGCCGGGUACUGCUGAACGUAUGCGAAACUGUACCAUACGGGGUGUUGUGUUUUAUGCCAUCCUACAUGAUGAUGGACAAACUGUACGCUCGUUGGCAAAUCACUGGGCUCCUAAAAGAACUGGACCAACUCAAAGUGGUCAUGUGUGAACCACGACGCGCUGACCAGCUAGAGGAAUCAAUGGAAAAAUAUUAUGGUGCCAUUCGAAAAGCUUUAGAGCCCAAAAGCAAAGGCCGGACUGGAGCAUUGUUUUUGGCUGUUUAUCGCGGUAAAAUCAGUGAAGGGUUGGAUUUCUCAGACAACAACGCUCGCGCAGUUGUAGCUGUAAGUGAAAUCUGGUCAGAGAAAAUGUACAAUGCUCGGGCAUUUAUUUUAUAUGAUUAGGUAUAAUAUUUUUGUAUUGAUGUUUGUUUUCAGGUCGGUAUACCAUUCCCAAAUUACAAGGAUGUGUCCGUUACCCAUAAAAAAAAUUACAACCAGAGACUGCAUAAAGACAAAGGGUUGUUGCCCGGCUGGGAAUGGUAUCAGAUACAAGCUUACAGGGCAUUGAACCAAGCGCUUGGCCGGUGCAUAAGGCACAGGAACGAUUGGGGUGCAAUUCUGUUAGUAGAUAGCAGAUUCAUGCAGACAAAAAACCUAUCUGGACUAUCAAAAUGGAUAAGAGGAAGGGUAUGUAUAGAUGAAUUAUUAAAUUUGUUUGAUAAAAAUAUUGCUUAAAAUGAUGGUUGUUUUUAUGUUUCAGGUUGAACACAACAAUUCUUGGUCGUCAACCAUUACCAAACUCAAAAGUUUUAUAGAAACCAGACAGCAAGAAGACUUAAACACAAAUUAAUCAUUACUAUAAUAAUUAUAAGAUAACUUAUGGGC